UCCACAAUCGCCAUUGCUUUUCCAUAGGCACAAGGGCCGUGGCUAGGGGUAUUGUUAUGUUGGGAGGACGGUGAAGUUAUUGUACUUUUUCGGGUACGGUGCAAGUCCCUCAGCGAGGGAGGAGCAGGAGGCUAAGCCUGACGUGCGCUGCCUGCGUGGCUUGAAUAAUAGGAACAUUGUUUGAGGGAGAGGGAUAAUGAAGGCGCUCCUGGCAGGCGGGAGAGGGAGAAACUGGAGAAAGGAGGCAAUCUGGUCGGGCCGGAGACAACAGGAGGGGGGAGGGAAGGACUGUGCAAACGGCUCCGGCAGCACCCCCCCCCGCUCCGUCGCCUCCCCACACCCAGGGCUGGCGUCGGAGAGGAGGAGUCGCCGUCUGCGCCGGGGCGCAGUGUGUGUAUGUGUUGUGAGGGGGGGGGGAGAAGAGAGUCCUGGAGGCGGGGCAAGAGCUGAGCAGCCGGAACGCAGCUGCCGCCUCCUCCUCGUCGUUGUCGUCGCCGCCGCAGCGGCUUGUAAACAGAUCCGGGGCCUCCACGUGACCGCCUCAAGUACCUGUGUGAGGGGACUGUAUUGACUUGCCUCUCGUAUUGUCUCCGGCAGGCAAGCAGCAGCAGCAGCAAGAGGAGCCGCUGCCGCCGCCGCCGCCGCCGCCGGGCUCAUGACAACAAAGCCGAGCGGGAGAGCGCGAGGGGAGCGCGCGCCGCGGCGGCAGCAGCAGCAGCUGCAGUCGCUGACGACUCUCUGGCGCCUUCUUAGCCUAUCCCCCUCGUCGUCCCUUCCCCUCGCAUCCCACCCGGCCCCGCCAGUAGCGCAUCCUUCCCUUCACGUUCCCUCCCUCCCUGCCCGCCGCCGCCGCUAAAAUGGCUGAGGCUGCUGGGCAGUGACUUGAGCGCCCUCCCGCCCUGGUCCCGGUUCGGUGGUCGUGAGGAAGCAAGGGAGCCGAGCGGUGGCGGCGGCGGGCAGCGGCUGCCCUCCCGGCCAGCAUGAGCACCUUCGCCUUGGAGGAGACCCUGGAGGCGGACUGGGUGGCCGUGAGGCCUCACGCCUUCCACGAACGGGAGAAGCACAAGUUCGUCUUCAUCGUGGCCUGGAAUGAGAUCGAGGGCAAGUUCGCCAUCACCUGCCACAACCGGACGGCGCAGAGGCAGCGCAGCGGCUCCAGGGAGAUCCGCCGCGGGGGGAGCCCCGGCCUCGAGCACCAGCGAGCCGCCGCCUGCUCCUCUUCCUCCAAGGUGCCCGGGAGCCCCACCGUCCGCAGGAGCAGCCCGGCCUGGAGCAGCGCCGAGCCGGGCCAAGCCAGGAGCUCGCCGGUUUCUCCCGCCCGGGCCGAGCCGUUGCCUAGGAGCCCCGGCAGCCGAGUGGCGGAGGCGCCGCCGCCGCAGAGGAGCCCGGCCCGGGCGCGGAGCAGCCCUGCCCGGAGGCCUCAGCCUGCUGCGAAGGCGCCGCUCAGCCCCGCGGCCUGCGCGGCCGAGGACAUCGAGGUGCUGGAGCUGGGGAAAGACGAGCCUGCGGGAGGCGCCGCUUUCCUGCUGCCGUCCCCGCUCGCCGGGCCUGCGGUCGCCCCGCAGCCGCCUUCGGCGGCCGUCUCGGAGACCGAGGCGCCGUCGGGCGAGGAGUGCAGCUGGGCCGGCCUCUUCUCUUUCCAGGACCUGCGGGCCGUGCACCAGCAGCUGUGCUCGGUGAGCUCCGAGCUGGAGCCCUGCUUGCCGGUCCUUCCCGAGGAGCCGUCGGGCAUGUGGACGGUCCUCUUCGGAGCUCCGGAGAUGUCGGAGGAGGAGAUGGACGCUUUGUGCUGCCGGCUGCAGGUCUACCUGGGCCACUGCUUGGACACCUGCGGGUGGAAGAUCCUCUCCCAGGUGCUCUUCACCGAAACGGACGACCCGGAGGAGUAUUACGAGAGCCUGAGCGAGCUGCGGCAAAAGGGUUACGAGGAAGUGCUGCAGCGGGCCCGCAAGCGCAUCCAGGAGGUGAGGAAGGUCCCCAGUGCUGAUAAAAUAGAAACCCCUUCAGCCCGAUCCUGAACGUGCUUAGUUCCCCUGAGUCCCAUGCAACUUACUCUCAGUAUAAGCUUUCCUUGGAUUUCUGCCUCCAACUCUGCUGCUGACCUGACUAUAUUUUCAUGUAAAGUCUUUAUUGGGGGAAAUAAGACUUCGGAGAAGGGCAGAAAGAUGCUAAAGGCGGAAUCCAGUGCAUUAUAUAUCUAUCUAUCUAUAUCUAUAUCUAUAGCCAGUCACAUGUGCUUCCAAGUAAACUUCCAGAGGAUCUGGCUUUCUGUAUCUAAGGCCCUUUUUGUAUCUUUCCAAAACUGGUGUAUUCUUAUACAGUACUUACUGGUAUCUUGACUUUUUAAGGAGGAGCCAUAUGUUUUUCUUUUAACUGGCUGGGUCAGUGGGGUGGGUGGGUCCUGGACUUGACCAUGUUUACUCUGGUACUUGGAUAUGUUUGCCAGUUAUUCUGCUAGCUAGACACUAUUCCUAAUACAAGGAAAUGGAUUGUAAUAAAAUCAGUCAGAACUAAAUUGUCCUGUCAGAUUUACAUCUAAGAUCAGCAUCAGUGUGAGUCAAUAUCUUCUAUUCACCUUGUGCAUUUUUUAUUUAUAGUUCGUGGUGGAUACAUCAAACAAUACUUCGUAUUUUUUUUAAUUGGGCAAAAAUUACAUGCAUCAUUUUGCAACAGAUACUGAAUUUUUUAUAUAUUUCCAUUUAGGAUGAAAUCAUAUUAUUAGUGAACUUAAUGAGGAAGAUAAUUAGUGAAUGAUGUUUCCAACAUUGUCAGUUUUGAAGCAGAGGACCAAUAUUUUGCCCACAGUAUUUCGACUCUGAGUUUGAUCUUUGUUAUCCUAUUGUGUGAAUACCUCACGAGUCUGUCUAGUUGUGGUUUUCAUGAAGAUAUAUAUUUACAGUAUUUGGAAUAAGAGGUUGGGUAAGGACCAAAAAUAGUCUCACUCAUUUCCCAAGUAACUAAUUACUCUUGUUUGCCCAACAUGCUUGUCAAGUGAAACUUUGCAGCAUGAUGUGAAGGCCAUGCUUGGCUUGAAUUAAGUGUGAUUCUAGAGCCCAUUGGCUUGGCUUGGCUGCUUCAGAGUUCUGAUGAUUAUAUGCCUUUUAUUGUAUGGUGGCAUUUGUAGGAAAUGCUGGUUGUGGUUAUUUUUAGAAAAGUGUGAUUUGAUUCAUUUAAUUUUUUUUAAAUAAUCUGCAUGGAUUGAAGGCUGCUAACUUUAGUGAAAAUCUGUUGUAUUUGUAAUUUAGUGUUAAUUGGUGUUCAUUUUACAUUUACCUAGUUGACCUGGGAAUGCUGUUGCCAGGGUAAUGAAUAGUUACUAGUUUAUGUUAAAAUUCAAUGCCUUCUGUGUUUCCUCUUUCUUUUUUGGUUUUUAGGGCCAUGUACAACUGUUCAGCUUCUCAAAACAGAGUUGCCACAGGUAUAUUCUUUUGGCAUGAAUAUAUGCAAAACUUCACUUCUGACAUUUUUUUAAAAAAAGGAUGGUGGAAGACACCUGGUUGCCUAAGUGCCUAAAAACUUUGAUACUGAAAGCUAGGAAAGAGUAAUUGUUACCACCCGUAGUAACAAGCAAGCGACUUCAGUAAAAUUUCAGUUCCUCUACUGUAGUUCUGUGGGACAAAUGCAUUAUGGAGACAGAGAAAAUGUGAGGCAGAUACAUGAAUAGGUGAGAUGCUAAGAACCAAAGGCAAAUGUGUGGAACUUUCCAAAAUAAUGUGAAGUAACCUGUAGUGUAAAAAAAGGUAAAGGACCCCUGGACAGUUAAGUCCAGUCACAUGUGACUAUGGGGUUGCGGCGCUCAUCUCGCUUUCAGGCCAAGAGAGCCAAUGUUUGUCCACGGACAGCUUUCCAGGUCAUGUGGUCAGCAUGACUAAACCACUUCUGGUGGAACAGAACACCGUGAUGGGAACCAGAGUGCAUGGAAACGCUGUUUACCUUCCCGCUGCAUCAGUACCUGUUUAUCUACUUGCAUGGGUGUGCUUUCGAACUGAUAGGUUGGCAGGAGCUGGGACAGAGCAGUGCGGGGAUUCAAACCGCCGACCUUCUUAUCGGCGAGCCCAAGAGGCUCAGUGGUUUAGGCCACAGUGCCACCCACCACAACCUGUAGUGUAGAUAUGAUCCAACUGGGUAGGAUAUUGUGUUUAAUUGCAAGGCAGCUCUCUUGGUGACUCAAUUAAUUUAAUCCAGUGAAUAUUAAUCCAUAUCUGGUGUCAGUAUCUCUGUUAGUGUAUGUAUGCGGUGUAAAUUGACCCAUCUUUAAUUAAAAUGUGCUUCAUAUUUAAGAAAGAAGAUCAUUUAGGUAGCUCUCUGUCCUUUGGCUCUCAGGUUUCUACUGUCUGUUACACGCUUGAUAGUGGCUUUCUUUGAAACAAGAAGCUCAUAUCUCAUUUGGCUAAGUUAUUCCAUGAUAAUGGAACAAUAGAUGACAGCCAUUUAAUAUUAAUGUGUAAUUCUGAUGCAGUGCUUUUCCAUACUUCAGGAUGAGACUCUGUUCUCUUCCUGAAAUAUGAACCUAACCAAGCUCACAUAUAUUUUCUUCCACGUUACUUUUGCCACCUGCACUUUGAAAGUAGCUUUCAAAAGACUAGAGAUGCAGAUAGAGAUACUGGAUUCUGGCAUUUGUGUGAUUAAAAAGCUAGGAGAACUUUCAGGAAAAUGUGGUCUUGGUUUCAAAGGGAAACUAUAAAAGUUGACAUUGUUCAUAAAAUGAUAUAUUGUGAACUGCCCUGUGAUCUUUUGAUGAAGGGCAUUGUACAAAUUUAAUAAAUAAUAAUGAAGAUAAUAUUUUAUUAGCAUAAAACAAAUGAAGAACAUUACAGAAAACAAAGAUAUUCAAAAAUGUGUGAUGUUAUUAGACUUAUGCUAAAACUCUUUCUAACCGACAGAUUCUACUGUAUGUAUGACUCAACUUGUUUGAACAAAAUUCUUAUUGUUUUAGAGUGCUAACACUGCCAGUCUUUUGUUCAGUUGGUUAAUAUAUCAUUUAGUUUAACUCUGCAACAUUUAAAACUUGUUCUGAUCAGUACUGUACUAGAUUUAUUUGCUAAAUUCUAAAUCUUUCUAAAUUAAAUCUUUUUAAUGAGGCAGUGCAUUAGAAUCCAGGUUGGAAAGCUCAAAAUUAUAAACAAAUAAAAUAUGAGAACUUCACCGUAAAUGUUCUUCAAGGCAUGAAAAUAAAAGAAUGGCUAUGAUUUGUGCUAAAAGGAAGUGUAGUAAUUUUAAAAAAGGCCAAUCACACAAAGGGAGCGGAAUUCUGGUCUAUCUUCCCACACAGGAGAUUUCUGUUUAAAAAGAAAACAUAAUUUGCUUAAAUUCUUCACUAUGAAGUCAAACCACUGGAAAAUCACAGUGCCCUCUGUGGCUGCAGAGACUGGUAACUCAUAACUGCUGCCUCCCACAUGGUUUUCGCUGUGUUCACAAGCACCGAAGUGACCUCUUUGGGGCACAAGCCUGGGCAGUGUGUAUGGAGAGGUCUUUGGCUGCCCAGAUGACAAGUCCUCCCUCUUGGCCUUGCUGAUGUGGUCCAAAGGAAAGCACAGCAAUACAUUUGCCACCAGCUUUACUGCUGGAGUUGCUGGAAGGAGGCAUACAAGGCGCCAUCCAACUGUAUUCUACUCCAGAUUUGUGUAGGGUUUAUUCCUUAGUCUUUCUUUUUCUCCCAAAAAAUGUCGCACAAGGAUCAGUUACAGAUUUUUCAUUGGGGUUUACUCCCAAAGCCUUUGUCAUGAAUGCGCAAGGCAGCAGAGGUUUAGGAUCAGAGUUUUCCUUCCCCUACCUUCCCAGGUUGACGAGCUCCAUCUUCUCCUGCUUUACAUGCCCAAGGGAUCAAGAUGGACAGCUCAGUAGCCAAGUGAUUUCCUCUACCUGUGAUUUUUACAGUGCAAGCCUAUACAUGUAUACUCAGCAGGAAGUCCCAUUGUUCUCAAUAGGUAUAAAUUUGUAUACAAUUGUAGAUCAAGGUGCUUUUAAAAAAAACCUAGUAAAUGUAACUCCAGGCUUUUCAUCCUUAUCUGUCCUUCUGCAGCUUUAAUCACAAUGUAAUAAGUAAGUGAGGAGCAGUCAUUUUAUUUUAUAUAACAACUGUAAUGCUUUAUCUUUAUUAAAAUACUUUAUUAGAGGAUCAAUAAUUUGAAUGGGCAUUAAUGACUGCAUUUGCACUUUAGAAAAGAUAAAACUUCUGCUCAAUUAAGCUCAGAGUAAUCUAGAAUCCAAAUUGGUAAAGACUGUGGCAUGUGUUGUGUGUGGGCGGUAGCCUUAAAAUGCUUUGCUUACUUCUUAUCUCCAUCUGAAAUGUUUUAAACUGAGCUUAGGUUGUAAUAGUCUACUACUCCAAUGUAUCUGUCAUAAAUUCUCAGUUCUGUGUAAGUUAAAAGAGUAGUUUUUUCAGAAGCAAUGAAGCUUCCAUGUGCAUCAUGUGGGGUGCUACCGUCAUGUGAUUCUCCAUGCCCUCAUAUCAUGUUACUAGUGGCUUUUGGUACAGAUGUGGAGACUCUCAGUGCUAUGAUGUCAUUCCACAUAUUGAGUACUUCCAAAUGUUAUCCAGAGCUCACUAAUGGGGUUGGCAUUUUUGGUGGCAUCUCCAUAGUUGUCAUAACGUAUGCACUAUGGCUUAGAUAUCUUUCAAAAUUAAUGAAGGUUACCUCUUACCAGUUGUUUUGACAUCUAUAUGGAAUCACAGUAUUCAAAAGGAGCAAACUGCUAAUUACCACAUAGAGAAAAAUAAUAGGGGAUGGUUAUUCUUAUUGUACUUUGCAUGUGAGCUUCCCAGACACAUUAGAAGAGCUUCUGUUGGAAGAUGUGUUAGGCUAUGGGUGCCUAGAUCUGAUACAGCAAGCCUGUUCUCACAAAACAUCUGUGUUGGGUUUAGAACGGUAUACUUCUAAGAAGAUGAAGAGAUUUAUUAAUAGCUGAUGUAAUAAUAAUAAUAAUAAUUAAUAAUAAUUUAUUAUUUAUACCCCACCCAUCUGGCUGGGUUUCUAUAGUUCUUGUACUUCGUCUCCUUUUAAUCUAAAUAAUUCUCUUCCUAUAAAGUGUUACUGCUUGAACGCUUUCCUGGGCCAAACCUAUAUUCUCUUUUAAUAGUAUUCCAUAAUUUUUCAUUCCAAUGAUCAUUGAGUUUUUCCAAGAUGUCGUCUGCCGCUGCUGACACAUGAGCCUAGAUUUAGGCUCUGGCUUGUUACAACUGCUCCCAUGACAUGGAGAAUCAUCCUUCAUGUGUGUGCGUGUCAGUGGUUAUGGGCCUAGUGGCAGGUCCGUGCAGAGGAGCAGGGCAGCUGGAUACACUUGCCUUGGGCCUCAGAUGCCUAAGCUGGUCAGGGAACACCGCCAGUGACUGGCUGCUUUUUUGUUUGAGUUUAUAUCUUUAUUCUAACUAGACUCCCGUCCUGGGCCUCAGACAAGUUCUGCACAGGCCUGCCUAGUGGUGGUAGUGAGGGUAGUGACUUUGGCCAGGAAAUAGUAUUGUAGGCUAGGGACUAAUGUUGCUCACCCAUUUUUACUCUAAAAUUUCUUUAGUACAGUAUGUAUGGCCUUCCAUUUCUAACAGCUACGUGUCUUCUUAUAGAUAAGUGACUUUAUUUCUUUAAAGAAAUAAUGAACUGUCAUUCAAACAAAGCAAAAUGCCCCAAUAUUAUGUACAAUUUCAGCCUUGGGCAUCCUGACCCUAUUAGCUGCUUUUUUUCCUUUUAUUGUUGACAAUGUUGGCCAUGUUUUUAAAAAUACUAAGGUUUCUGGCUGCAGCUUUUUCUUAAUUGAGCAUCCAUAACACUAACUCUGAAAGUAAACUCCUCACAGAGGAGUUGCAUUUUUAAAAAUACAAUAAAAGAGUAAUUCUUCGAGCUAGUAAACUUUUUUCGGAUUUUCUUUUGCAAGCAGGGCUGUUGAAAUCUAUUUGUAAGUUUGGAAUUGUAAACUGUAAGUGUUUGGAUAUGUGUUUUCGUGGAAAGAUGUUUAAGAAUGCCACCUAAUAUUUGCUACAAGAUAAAAAUGUGUGCGUAGUCAAUGCCUUUUUAUCCAGGAUGAAAUGUACUCUGAAAAGACGCAUGUGUAUCAGUCACCCUUGCAAGUUUUCUGUGCCUUGGACAGUGGCUGAACAGACAACAGCAUAUUAGGUUCAGUGUCACUCAUGGCACCAGCACCAUCUCUAUGCUUAGAAUCAUAGAAUCGUACCGUUGGAAGGGACCAUGAGGGUCAUCUAAUCCAACCCCAUGCAAUCUUUUGCAACGUGGAGCUUGAAUCCAUGACCCUGAGGUUAAGCAUGCUACUAGGCUCUACCACCUGAGCUAUCUCAGGAACGCCAUUGGUAGGAACAACUUUGCCUGUUGGGCUCAUUGAGCUUGCUAAGAUAUAGGAGGAAUAACUGGAGGAGGAAUAACUGGAACAUCCUGGUCACUGUUGUUGGUCAUGGUGUAGAUCUUGUUUGGGACCUGCAUAGAACAGGGUGUAAAAUUCAUCCUGUAGCUGUGGGGGAGAUUGUGAAGAACAAAGGGAGAGACAGGGAGAAUGAGCAAUAGACCUCAGCCGGAGCUCAUCAUUCCUGAAUCUAGAUACUCAGUGGCUGAACGUGGGUGGGAGCAGAGGGCGUGGUGCCACCUGUAUGUUUAGACAGCACUUAUGCCUCAGGCUCCCCUCUCUCAUGUGGGAAGGAGAGGAAUGCAGUGACUGUGUGUGUGUGUGUGUGUGUGUGUGUGUUUAUCUACAUAUCUCUGGAUCUACCGUGUAUCCAUCCCUUGGGGGUUGCAGUGGAAUCCAGAACAUGCAUGCAGUUGUUCCUUUAAAGCCAAACUGCUGAUGAGUAUUUGGCCAGCAGUGGUGACGGCUGGGGACAGAGUGCCUGGCCUUUGCCAACUGGGAGCUUAACUGUAUGGGAAUAAGUGCCUCUCCUCUGCUUGAAAGACCCUGCUUCCUGCUGUUGAUAAUAGGGAACAGCAUUAGAGCAGUACAUUUCAGACAAGAUUUGAUAUUCAUAUACAGUGUUACCUCAGGUUACAGACGCUUCAGGUUACAGACUCCCAGAAACAGUACCUCAUGUUAAGAACUUUGCUUCAGGAUGAGAACAGAAAUCGUGCGGCAGCUGUAGGAGGCCCCAUUAGCUAAAGUGGUGCUUCAGGUUAAGAACAGUUUCAGGUUAAGAACGGACCUCCAGAAUGAAUUAAGUUCUUAACCCAAGGUACCACUGUAUGGCAAAAGGGGUAGGUAGAAGACAAGGGAGAGGAUUCUGAAGUUAUAUUUCUGCUUAGCCUAGCAGUCCUAGUUGUGGAGUGGGGUGUUGGCUGUUUGUGUCGAGAGAGUCCUGAGGCAGGAGUACUUCUCAAGGUUCUAGGUAGAGAAGUGUUAAUAAUGUCCCAGAAUAUUCUGAGGACAGUUUUGUGCAAAGUUCUCCUUUGCAGCUCUAAAUAUUGUAACACAGGGACAGAGAGUUGUACUCCGUGUCAUAUGUCUUAUUUGAAUUACAGUGGUGCCUCGCAAGAUGAAAUUAAUUCGUUCUGCGAGUUUUUUCGUCUUGCGGCUUUUUUUCGUCUUGCGAAGCACGGUGUCGGAAAAGCUUUGGAAAAGCUUCAAAAAUCACCAAAGUCCUCAAAAACCUCAAAAAAGGCUACCACACCGCGUGCUAUGAGUUGCUCCUCGAAGUCAAGUCGCAACUGUAUUAACGGUUUUAAGAAAAAGGAAACAAACUUGCAAGACUUUUCCAUCUUGCGAAGCAAGCCCAUAGGGAAAAUCGUCUUGCGAAGCAACUCAAAAAACCAAAAACCCUUUCGUUUUGCGAGUUUUCCGUCUUGCGAGGCAUUCGUCUUGCGAGGUACCACUGUAUGGUCUUCCUGUUGGAGGUUUGGUGUGCUGUGAUUUGGUGCUAACAUUAUAUCCCAUGUUUGGUGGUCCUCAAUAUAGUGGGGGUUUUUAAUACCCCCCUCAUUGGAAAUCAAAGAGAGGAAAAUUUCUUGCAUCAUAUCCAGCUGUGCUGUCAGAAGUGGGAUAGCUCUGAUCUGGAGGGUUACGGGGUAUGGUUUAAGUGUGUACAUCCCUUGCUUUAUUUUGUGAUGCAAGUUUGUGACCUCACAGUUUUAGUUACCAUAUACAGUAGUACCUUGGUUUACGAACUUAAUCUUUUCCGGAAGUCUGUUCUUAAACCAAAGCGUUCUUAAACCAAAGUUUGCUUGCCCAUGGCAGCAGGGGACUCAAUUUACAAAUGGAACACACUCAACAGCAAGCAGAACAUGUUUUGCUUCCAAGGCAAAGUUCACAAACCAAAACACCUACUUCCAGGUUUGCAGUGUUCUUAAUCUAAGUUGUUCAUAAACUAAGCUGUUCUUCAACCAAGGUACCACUGUAUGUCUACUUUUUGCUACUGGUGAAAAAUAAUUGAUAUUUACAAAUAGUAAUAUAAUAGAGUAUUUGAGAGCAUAGUAUAAUCUACAUUCUGUCUACCUAGGCAAGGUAGUCAAAUCAAGUAGUGAAUAUUUUAACAGUGGGUAAUAAGUAGGGUUGGAACGUAUAUCCAGGUUAAAAUAGUGUGGCCUCAGAUAUGUCUCUGUUCCUCUGCCUUGAUUUUUGUGAGGGUAGAAAGCCACUCUUAAGUUCCAUGGAGGGAUGGAUGAUAUAAAAAGUAAUGAAUAAUGUCUCAGGAGUGUUGCUGCCAUAUGGGUCAGACAGAUGUCAUAUUAAACAAAAUGUGUGCUGGUCUGACAAAUUUGCCUUGCAUAUUUUAGAGAAGUUCUUUAUGCCUCGUCUUUCGUUUUAAAACUUGGUACUGCAGCAUAUAAUAGCCUAAGGCCAUAACUUGCUGGUGUAACAAUUUACUUUAUUCAGUGGGUACAACUGUGGAGGGUUUGUGUACACAGCACACUUUUGCCUAAUUCCCACUCCCUUGUCCCAAUUCCCCUCUACCUUUACACCACAUUGCAAGCUGUUUAUAAACUCUACUUAAUUUCACAAGUAGUAUGUCAUAAGAUGCUGAGUACUUCUGCUUCGGGGAGGAGCCAAAAGACAAAAGCCCUGCUGUGUGAGCAGAGCUAGCCAGGCAGUUCUGUCAGUCGAAGCUUUAGUUUUAUUGAGAUUUCUUUGAAGAAUAUAAAAGAAAUAUUGUGCAAAUAAUAAAUGCAAGUAUCUUCUUGCAUCUUUUAUCUUGGAAUAUAUAUUCUAAUUCCAUCAGAUGCUUAUCUUGGCAUCAUUUAGCUUAAUGACUGUCCAGAAAAGAUUUCCACUGUAAGCAUUUAUGAAAGUUCUUUAAGUUCUGUAUAUUGAUUACAUAUUGUAAAACCAUUAAAAAGCAGCCAGGGGCAUGGACAUUGUUUCCCCCUUAUACCUACACUUUCCACUUUACUUUUAAAUAAGUAACAUCAAGGCAUAGCCUUAUAGAGUUUUUAUACUUCAAUUGGUAGAUAAAACAGCAUGAGAAGUUGUAUUCCAGUUUUGUCUUGAUAUGAACUAUGCAUUUCUUAGUAUGGGCAGUUAAACUCUCUGAUCAGCUGUUUCCUGUUCAGGGUUUUAGAAUAUGGUUUGCGCUAUUCAUUGUUGUUUGAGUCACUUGAUUAAAAGAUAAGAACAAGGAUAUGGAGGAACAAAAAUAAAGAGCUCUUGUCCUUUGACUGAGCAGGAUUUUGGGCAUACUUUGCAUUCAAGGACCUAACACUUCAGGUUUUGGUACCAUGAGAUGGGGGUAAGCGGUACAGUAUAUACUUGCUUACAUAGUGUUGGAGAAUAUCUGCUGUAGUACAUCUCCUGAUUGAGAGGCCAGGAUGCAGAAUCUACUGAGCUGGGUAGACCUGGCCUCUGAAAAACUGGGGCUGCAUACAUUUAAAGCCUUCUGCCCCCACAAAAAGAAAUCCUGGUAGCUGUAAUAUACCACUAACAGUUCACAGAACUACAGUUCCUGGGAUUCUUGGGAAGUUGGGAAAUGUGCUUUCAAUGUGCUUUCAAUUUUCUUCCUGAUUCUAAUCUAAAAGUAUGAUCCACCUCUUCAUGAGCACAGCUGCAGGUGCACAAAAGGUCAGCAUGGGACUCAGUGGAGCCCAGUUCCCUGCUUCUUCCCCUCCCCCACAUUGCAAUCUGCCAAGCCAUUACUGGGAAUGGGAGGCUUCUGUGCGCCUCCCACAGCUCCUUGCCUGGUACAAAUUACUCAUGUUUAGUGUACUUCAUGUGGCAAAUCUGUCCGCACCCACAAGGUGAUGGGAGUGCGAACAGCACACUGUUAAGAUUUGUGGCAGUCCCUCUGUGCAUGGGCAGCUGUACUUUCUUGGAAGUAGAUCGUGCUAUGUAUUUUUAUAUUUUACUACUUGUUUAACAGUGAGAUAUUUCAAUGUCUUAAAUAUUUACAGACAAACUAUAAAUCUUCAAGCUCUGGACAGUUUAGAAAAACAAAUUGGCUUUCUUAGUUUCUACUUGUUAAAUUUUCUCAUAUCAAACUAGGUUUCCUACUUUAGGAAGAUUUCAUCAUAAAAUUGUAGAGUACAUAGAAAUGAUGCAGAACAGAUAUUAUAUACUUCUACAUAAAAUUAGUUUUCAGAGGUUUCUAAAGCAGGAUGGAUGAUGAUGAUGAUGAUGAUGAUGACAACAGCAGAAAGAACAAAAAACUUAGUGCAGUGUAGAAAUGGUAUAAAUGGUAUAAAAGGUAAAGCGACUCCUGACCAUUAGGUCCAGUCGCAAAUGACUCUGGGGUUGCGGAGCUUAUUUCGCUUUACUGGCGUAGAGCUUCUGGGUCAUGUGGCCAGCAUGACUAAGCUGCUUCUGGCGAACCAGAGCAGUGUACGGAAACGCCGUUUACCUUCCCGCCGGAGUGGUACCUAUUUAUCUACUUGCACUUUGACGUGCUUUCGAACUGCUAGGUUGGUAGGAGCAGGGACCGAGCAACCCAUGUCCCUAAUGGUAUGUCUUUUGCUAAAUGACAAAAAAAAAAAAACCUUAGAUAGAAUUGUAAGUAAUAUAUGGGCAUAACAGUCCAAAGGAAGCCAGUGUAAUUUACACUGGGGUAAAUUAUGCUGGUGUAACUUACCCCUAUUUCAGAAACCAUUUAGGAGUGAAGCUACUGCUGGCUGAGCCAGCCCAAGCCUGGCAGAGGGGAACAAAGCCUUCAAAGUAGAAUAUGACUUACUCUACCCUUUUUGCCAUUGUAACUUCCACUGGGUUGCUAGGUCACAACUGAGUGGAAAGCGUUUGGAAUAGAAGUAAGUCUCCCCUUGUGCCACCAGACCCCUUUUAGGGGGCUUAUGCCAGCUUAUUUUUUGACUUGGACAGGAUGAGGGACUUCAGGCGCUGUAGCCCAGACUGAGCCCAGCCAAAGAUUUCCUUGUUUCAGACUCCUCUCAUUUUGUCAGACCAUGAUUUUGAUUGCCUCCUGUAAUGAGUAUGGGUUGCUCGUGCGUAAGUUGCCGCCUCUCCUGGCUAUGUUGUCUUGUUAAACCUUUCUGUCUGGACAGCCCUUCACUUCGUGGCUGCCUCAGUCGCUAGCAGAAUCCGUCAGUGGGCGUUUCUUAAACCUUUUCCAACAUAAAAGUUGUUUGACGCCAAGUCUCCUCCUACUCUCCCUGCGCGGAAGCCUUCUGCGCAGGGAGGGCGUGGGUAGCGGAGGACCCGUGCUCUCCCCGCUGGUGUCCGGUGAAGAUUCCUGGAGCCCUCUCGCCGAUUCCCACAUCUGCCCCCCUUUAUCCCUGGUGUUGCGCUGAUUUGCUUCCCCAUCUGCUGAGCUGCCUCUCUCCCUGCUGGGCCCUUCUCCAGCAUCAUUUGAGAGCCUUCCCUCCGCCUCUAGCUCCGAUGUCAGUUCCCUGACACCUCCCUAACACUGUGUACUUCCUACAUGCUUGACAUAAAAUUGGAGAUCAAAUAUUUUAGGUUGCAAUCCUAACCACACUUAUCUAGCCUCAUUGAAUUCAGUCUGGCUUACUUUUAAGUUGGAUUGCCCUGUUAACCCUUUUUUAGUUUUAUAACUUUAUGCAAAAGAGAGAGAGUAGGAUUAAGUGAUACUGGUGCUAUUCACCGAGGUUAUCAGAAUACAAAACUUGAAAAUGUUAGUCGUCAUAUCUGGUUGCAUUUUGAUAGCAGGAAAAUAUUUUUAUGCUUUGAUGUAUUAUUAUUUCUCUUUACUUAGCUCCUAGAGAAACACAAGAAUACCGAAAGCAUGGUAGAGCUGCUUGAACUAUAUCAAAUGGAAGAUGAAGCAUAUAGCAUUCUUGCUGAGGCAACUACAGAACUUUAUCAGUACUUACUGCAGCCAUUCCGAGAUAUGAGGGAGCUUGCAAUGCUCAGAAGACAGCAGAUAAAGGUACACAUUAACAUAAAUCUUAUAAUUUAAAUUUAUUUAUUUUGAAAAAUAACAAAGAAGAUAAAAUGAAUAUAAAUCUUAAAAGGUGUUACAUGUGUUUAUACAUAAUCUGUUUUUGUCUUUUAGAAAUUUUGGUCAUUUUCAAAUCACCUUGUGAUGGUUCUGUUUAAAAUUCUUGAAAGUUUGAGUUCCGUAUUUACUUGUAUGUUCUGCCUGUCUUAUCUAUCUGAUCUAUAAUUAGGGCAUGGAUUUGGAGAGUUUGGAAUUUUUAUUUGGAAUUCCAUAUUUUUAUUGCUUUUAUUGAUUGAUCUAAAUUCUGUGCUGCUUUCCUGUUAAAAUAUCCAGAGUGACUUAGAAUAAAAAUGGGCCCAGUUAAAACAAUAAAAACAGUACAGGUAGCAGCAGCCAUAUGCAGCAGAAUAGAGAUCUCGUAAAAGUCACGUGAACAUCUGAAAAUGGCAGAACCACAGGCCAGUGACUAGAAGUCUUGAAAAACAAAAAGCCACUGACCUGCUGUGUAUAAAAAUAGUUGUGUUUGGGUGCCAAAUCAGAAUGGGUCCAGAUAGUUAAUGGUGCUCAUAAAAGCUAAAAUUGAUCCUCUACCACAGAGCUUUCCAAACUUUUCAUGUCGAUGACACACUUUUUAGACAUGCAUCAUUUCAUGACACAUUAAUUCAGUUUUACUAGCAAACCAGAGGUUAAAGUAACCCCUUUCCAGUCCCGGGAGGAGUGCGGGAAGUGUUCACGUGACACACCUACAUACUGCAGCCGACACACUAAUGUGUUCCAACACAGUUUGGAAAGCUCUGCUCUACCACCUGUAGAAUCCCCAAAUAUCCCCCAAAGGGAAAACUUGUGACUGGCUAAUAGUUGUUGAUAUUUAUAGUUGUUACAAUGUUGUUGUUGUUUAGUUGUUUAGUCGUGUCCGACUCUUCGUGACCCCAUGGACCAGAGCACGCCAGGACCAGAGCACGCCAUUUUUGUUACAAUAAUCUCCAUCAAAGGAGGGCUUCUAAUGUUAAUAGAGUUGAUCUGAUGACUGCCUCCUACAAGGUGGCUGGGACCACUCUUCUUAUAAUGAAGCAUUAACCACCUGAGGUGUUACUGAAGUGCUUUGUCCUACUGUUAUUCUGAGUGUACCCGAACCCCUUGACACAAGAAGCUUCAUGCUGUAGGUGACUGUUUAGAGCAAAGACUUAUGCAAGGCAGGGCAAGGGACUGAACAGUGAAGUACCCCCUCCCCCUUUCUCAUUUGAGGUAUGUUUACCCUCAUUGCCUCAGAUAAGAGAACUCUUGAUAUAUGCAAAUGUUUCACUCUGUACCUGUCUGCAUUUGCAUACAGCCACUACAGGCAAUCGCCUCUAAGGACAUAAGAACAGGAUGAGGCCAUUGGCUCAUCUCAUACAGCAUCCUGUUCUCACAGUGGUCAACUAGAUGCCUAUGGAAAGCCCACAAGCAGGGUCUGAGUGUUGAUUCCACUUCAGCAGAGCCUGUUCUUUGUCCUUCAAUAUGCUUGGUUAUUUUAUCUUUCAAAAAGUUUGUCUGCGACAGAUGAAACACACCUCUAGCUCUACCUUUUCAACUAUGGGUUUUGAGUCUUUAGCACAGGGAUAGCCAAUAUAGUGCUAUCCAAAUGUUGGACUCAACUCCCAUCAUUCCUAAUUGCUGGUCACGCUGACUGUGGCUAAUGGGGGUAAUAGUCCAACAAUAGUCUGGAGGGAGGAAGGGAAAGGAGAAAGGAGAAUGUUAGCUGCUUUGAGACGCCUUCGGGUAGUGAUAAAGCGGGAUAUCAAAUCCAAACUCCUCCUCUUCUUCUUCUUUAGUAGCUAGUCACCUACAUCAGAGGUUUUCAACCUUUUUGAGUCUACGGCUCCCUUGACCAGCUACAUUCUUUCUGCGGCACCCCUGUGGGACUCAGGAACCCAGUUAUGUCACCCCUUGCUUGCAGAACUGGCAGCCUCUCACCCUUUUUUGAACACCCUCCCAUGUGGAGUGUUCCCUCAGCCUCCUCUCCUCUCCCCUCUCCUUGGGCAUCCUCUGAGCCACUGCAGCUGCCACCCUGGUCUUUGAGCCUCCCCCCCCCCGCCCCAAAGAGAGGUGCCUCCUCACAUUGCCCCACAGGGGCCUGGGUAGCACCCCCUGGCCAGCCCCAGAGGCAUCAUUUCCCUAGGGAGCUUGUAGCCAGGGCUGCUGCAAUAAACAGUUGUGCAAGCCUUUGGGAGGCAGAGACGCAGGAGGGCAUCAGAAGAGGGAGAGAAGGAAAGAGGGUCAGAGGCUGGUGCUGCCCAUGGCACCCCUGACUAUCAUUCAGGGCACUGGCCUACAUGUUUCAAAGGCUUCCCGCAGAAGCCUCUUUCUUUGAACAAAGGCUGGAAUCAUGUAGGAGACACCAGAGUCCAUUUUAGAAGUUUGAUUUAAAUUUUAAUAGUCAUGCAAGCACAUUUCAUAUAGAAAAUCCUGAAACAAUACUAAUAUCUUUAAAAGACAGUUCUGUGGAUGUACUUUGUGAACCAGCCAAUCAAAUUUUCCAUAGCGCGAAUUCAUAGAAUCAUAGAGUUGGAAGAGACCACAAGGGCCAUCGAGUCCAAUCCCCUGCCAAGCAGGAAACACCAUCAGAGCACUCCUGACAUAUGGUUGUCAAGCCUCUGCUUAAAGACCUCCAAAGAAGGAGACUCCACCACACUCCUUGGCAGCAAAUUCCACUGUUGAACAGCUCUUACUGUCAGGAAGUUAUUACCUACCAGUGUAAUAAAAUCUUUGUUAAAGCAAAGAUAAGUUGAUGUUUCAUUUUGCUCUUGUCCUUUGUACAAGGAAUAGUUAAAAAUUUAGGCACUCUAACAUUUUUAUAGUGUUCUAAGGAUAGGGAACACAGGGUAUAAUUGUGUUUAAUGAGUAAGAUUGCUUUCCUAAUACGCCUUUUUAUAAAUCUCUUCAAACCAAAUCAGUUAGAUCAUUUAAGGGGUAGAGAUUGGGAGAUAUGCCAAAAUAUGCUUUUAAUAUAUGAAUGGCAUGUUAUCCAUAGUAACAUGCUAAUCAUUUUCAUUUGUGAGGAAAAACAGCCCAAGUUAAGCAUGCUCUCCCCACAGAAAAGUGAUAUAUUACAGUUGCAGACCCCUGCAAAAGCUUUUCAUUAGAAGUAGAGUGGGAUUUGUGCGCAACUGCUCAUGUGAUACUUGAUUUGCAGAGUGCCUCUCAGUACAAAUUAUGUCUUGGAAAUUUCUCCUUCCAGACAGUAGCAUUCUGUGGGAGCUUUGAUUGCUUGUGAAUUCUCAGCAAGAAGCUGUAUUGUUCACCUUUCCAAACCUUUAUCUAAAGGAUGGCUCUCAUCCUUUUACCUGAGUCCUUCCAUUGGUAGACAACAGAUGUCCGAAUAAAUGCGUGUGCUGUGACUGAGCUUGUCACUUCAAAAAGUCCCUUUCUCAUGCUUGGAUCCGAUGCAAAUUUAUGAAGAUUUACCCAUGCUGUAAUGCUUACUCAGAUUAGUAGCUAAGAGCAAAUAAUUUAGGAAACAUUUGCUCGUGAGAUUUAUCUCCCUAAGUUAUUUCUAAGCAGUUCCUGAAAGCACAUGAUCAUUCAUCUGUCCUUCCCAGUUAAAUUAUUUCAUCUAUAUCAUAAUUGUUAAACAGUUUAACUUUUUGAAGUUUUCUGUGUAGCUUUUAAGCUUUGAUGGUGGAUAUAAUGUACUGAUCUAUUUUCAGAUAUCCAUAGAGAAUGAUUACCUGGGACCUAGAAGAAUUGAGAGUCUACAAAAAGAAGAUGCAGACUGGCAGCGGAAGGCCCACAUGGCUGUGCUUUCUAUUCAAGACCUCACUGUUAAAUAUUUUGAAAUAACAGCAAAAGCACAGAAAGGUAAUGGAGUUUUACUACUUCAUGUUUUCCAAUAAAGGCCUUUUAAGAACUAGGAAGUCUUAUUUACAUGAUCCAAGGUCUUAUAGCUGCACCUUCUUACUUUGUCUCAAAUCACUGUCAUUGCUUUUUUAUGAAUUGCUAGUAGAGAUGGACAAAUAAGACUUCAUCUGGUUUGUGUCACUUUUCAUGUGUAUUCAUCUGUAGAUUAAACCUGCCCUUCCAUGUGGAUUAUAAAAAUCAGUACAGGUUUAGCACGUUCUUUUCAUUAAGUACUUACAAUUUGAAGUCUAACAUUACAUUAUUAUUAUUAUUAUUAUUAUUAUUAUUAUUAUUAUCCCACAUACUAGCUGUCUGGGAUGGCCAGAAAAAAAUGCAUUAAAAUGGGUCCAGUGUUGCCCAUGCUAGCAAUGGAACAUGAUUUUGUUUAAGGAAAGAAGGAGAGAGAGUGAGAGAGAUGGUAUUGUACCCAGGGAGGCAGCCAUAUUUUUUCCUUGCAUUGUAACGGAGAAUCUCCCAGAACAUUGUAUGGAAAAAGAUGGCGGGCUGCCUCCAUGGAGACAGUCAUGCUGCUUUUGUACAAAGUCCAUUGUACAAUAUGGACAAUGUGGAUUGAUGCAAUGGUUCUUGGCUCUUGAAACUUAAUUAUUUUGGAAAAGUGAGAAUCUUACACAGUUUCCUUCCUUCCUCGAAGUCUUUAAAAACAUUUACAUGAUGGUUCAUAGCAGUAGGGAAAGGGGCUGGCAUAGGCUUUAAUUGAGUCAUUUCCUUCCUCCUCACCUCUUCUUUCUCCCCCUCCCUCCUAGGAUAGUAUUUCUAUGCCUUAUAGUGUAAUGGCCACUUCUCAGAUUGGAAGGCCCUGAUAUUCAUUUACACAUCCUUCUGUCCAAUUCUUUCUUGCUUUCAUAGCCUCCCAAUUACUCAACUCUUUCUCAGUCUUGAGGUAUUGAGAUUUCACACUAAAUUUGGAGAGAUCCCUUAUAUUUUUAAAAAACAUUCUUGGUUUGUGAUUCGAUUUGUAAACUGAGUACUUGUAUGUUCGGACUGAAAAUGAUAUUGAUGUUGAAAGAUCUUGACAUUACUGCUGCUAUAGGCUGCUAACAAAGUGAAAAGGGAUUUUGUAAACUUCUAACAUAUACAUUAGCCUGUUCCUGCUAAUUAAUGUUCCUGUGAAUUAAUUAAUUAAUUGUUCUUGUGAAUUAAUUAAAUUGUAGAAUGAUGCAGUAUAAGAAGCAAUGUAAUAUCUCAUUCACAAGUAAAACCUUUGUGAAAUGUAUCCUUGUUCUCAGGAUCUGUCACUAAACAGCAAAAUAGGUUAUCUGAAAAUACUUAUUCAAAUUUUGCUAGACACGUAAAACAUUGUGACAUUUCAGUCCUCCAUUUUGAUUCAAAAUGGCAUCCAAAUGGUGACAAAGUUUGCUGCCCUCAGGAACCCUCGUGCUGUGUUUGGCGAUGUUAUGUUGAGAUGCGUCUGAAACUAUACCAAAAAAGUUCAACCAAGUUCAUGUUUUGGUCCACCAUCUUGAUUCAGCAUGGCGUCUGGCAUCCAAACAUUGACAAAGAGUGCCACCCUCACCUCGGAAACUCUUGUGCCAAGGUGUCCGAAUGUAUAGAGAACAAAUGGACAGACAGACAAACCAUUUCCCAAAAUACAUAGUAGCUUUUGGAUAUACCAUACCUUUUCUUUAGGGGGCAGUAAAUUAAUUUAUGUCCACACCUGCCCAACCUUAGUCCCUGUAAGAGUUCUCUGUCUGAUCCUGUGUAGGAUUAUGCCCUUGGCUAAGCAAUAAAGAUUUUAUUUUAUUUCUUUACACAAACAUAUGCUUAAGUCCAAGCUUUGUAAUGAAAUAUGAAACAUUUCCAUAUAUGACAAAUCUGUUUUUUAAAAAAUCAUUUUUUACAGCUGUAUAUGAUCGAAUGCGAGCAGACCAGAAAAAGUUUGGUAAGGCAGCUUGGGCAGCAGCAGUGGAACGAAUGGAAAAGCUUCAGUAUGCAGUGUCUAAGGAGACUUUGCAGCUUAUGAGAACAAAAGAAAUCUGUUUGGAACAGAAGAAACAUGCGUUAAAAGAAGAGGUAAUUUUUUAGAGUAAUUAGAUUUUUAAAAUACAAAAAUAAAUUGGUUUGUUACCUCAAACUGCUUUGAAAACAAUAUAAAAUCCGCUACUACGUUGACUUAUUGGAGAGACUGGAUUUUUUUUUUACAUAAAUGUAUUUCUCUUUCAAGAAUGCAGGAGCUAAUUGUGAUUUACUUUCUAUGAAAAUUUGAAUGGCAAGAUAGUAUGAAUAUUUCCCCCCGCUUGGAAGUUAUCCUUGUAUAGAAAAAAAUCACUUCAAAAUAUGGAGUGCCCCAUUUGUGAUUAGAUUAUUGUGACACUCACCACAUUUUCUUUCUUCCUUUUCUUCCCACUGUCUCCAUGUUGUCAAAAUGCAGUUUAUAAGCUCUUGAGUCAGGAGCAAUCUUUUUGAUUAUAGAACUCUGUGAAGUGGCCAUACACAUUGAUGGCAUCAUUUAAAACUGUCGUCUCCAUUUGCAGCCAGUAUAGAAAAAUAUUGAGCAUUUUCUGUUUUUCCCCAGAGCUCCAUUUUAAAAGGAAUAACAUGAACUGAUUUGUACAACUGACUCACUGCAAAAUCUGACUUACAUCUUUCUCACUUAAUUGAUUCUGAUUCUCUUGAGCAUUUUGAGGGACAUUUAUCAAAGAAAGUGCUUAUUCAUGUUGAAAUUUAUUACCAGACAUGCAUUACUGCAAAAACUAGCCCUGCAAGUAAAUUCAUUGGAAGUUUGAAGCACACAAGUUGUUUCAACAUGCUUGUCGUGAAUUAGUGCAUUAGUUAUUUUAAAUAAAUGUGCAUGCUAUUAUAUACAUAGAUUCUCUGGGUGACAAGCUAGAGGCCUUCAGUAUAACCAUGGAUUAAGGCUGCUGUUAAUAGACAGGUCAGAUGAUAGAAACGUAAAAACUGCUGUUUCAGCUCUAUCCCCAGUUCAUUUCCCUGUCUACUUUCCUUCUUACUUUUCCAAUCCUUGUUGCCUUUCCACCAAUGGUUUUAACUGAGGACAGAUUGAUGAGGCAGCAAAUGUAGGUGGGGAAAAGAGAAGAUUUUCUUGCUGUCUUGUUUGAUCAGCAGAGUCAACAAACACCACCUUAGCUUCAGGAUUUGAUUGUGGUACCCUCUGUCAAUUACCAAAGAGGCAGCGCUCUUCAGGUAGCAGAAACCUAAUCUUCCUGUCCAUGAUCAUUGCCAUAGAAUUUGCAAACAUACCCCUUUCUGGAUCAAGGCUGAUUCAUUAGACCAUAGGUGCCAACUCCCUGGGUGCCCGGGCACCCACAAAAUUCCCCAUGAAGGGACCAGGCACCCACAAAUUUUGGUGCCCCUAUGGUCACGGGGCCAAGUUAGCACUUCUGCAUUAGGCUGUCCUUCCUUCCUAAGGCGAAGGACAGAUUUAUUGGCCUUUCAUUUUCACCCUCUCAGGAGGCUGGAUUGUUAAGCCACCAUGGGCAGCACACACUUUUUCUGCAGAUUAAGGAUGGUCUUUCCCACCUGUCUAAACAAGUAGUUAAACCACAUUGUAAAAGAAAGGUGGUAACCCAAAUGUCAACAGUUUCCAUUUUCCCGUGCCUCUUGGCUAUGGCUUACUGUCCAGGAAGGACUUUAAUCGGGGUUGUCAUCAGUUCUUUUUUGGACCGGUGGGUACAUUUUGAAUUUUGAGAGAGUGCUGGGGGCAUCAGUCACAAAAUUGUUGCCCAGGGGAGUGGCAUAACACAACAAGGUUGUCAUGGGGAGCAUGCUGUAACAGAAAAUUAAGAGGGAGUACUGUCAUGGUGAAGCUUUCCCCCUAACUGUAUUUCUAUUCUAGAAAAUGCUUAACCUAUUGAAUUUAGGCCCACCAUACAGCUGUCAAAGGUACAAGAACCCUGUUCCCGCCCCGUAGUGCCAAACCUAAACCAAAGCCUAGGCUGCCAUCCUAUACCCACUUAGCUGCAAAGAGAAUUGUAUCUAAUUAGACUGCACUGUGGAUCCUUAAAGAGUGCCUGGUCUUUAGCUCUUACAUAGCAGGAGACAUGCUUACGCUACUUUGCAAAGUUUUAACAUUUGCCUUCUGGGAGAGGGGGAUUCUUUAACAUACACCCACCCUUAUUGUGUAAUAGUAUUUGCUGAAAAUAAAUUCUAGGGACUUUCAAUUCAAAGCCCAACCCUUCAAUGUUGCUUCACUGCCCAGAGUCUUAACAAAGAUAAUGAUGGUAAAGGUGUUGCAUCAAGUCUGCAAGGUAUUCACAUUUAUUCCUAUCUAGACAACCUGCUGGUCAGGUCCCCUUUGUUGCUUCAAGCGAGGGAGGAACUUGUUACAACACAGUUUGGGGAUGGAAUUGGAUAGUAAACCUCGAGCAACAGCAUUGCUGUGUGUGUGUGUCAAAGUGAUCAGGCCUGAAAAACAGAUAGCUCAGGAUAUUUCUUUGCACAGGGAAUGCAGAGAUAGCAGCCUGUGGUCUUCCUUUGCGAGGGAAUACAAGGACAAACAACCAGACCAAAAAUGAAGGGCCAAAGCUUUAUUAUUUAAAAAUACUUACCCAGUGAGGUUUUCUCUCCCUUGUGAAGAUUGACUCUGGAGGAAAAGGGAAAUAGAAGUUGGAGUGAAGAUACUACCCUACCCAGCACACUAACCCUAAAUUCACACACAGAGGAUGGAGUACACCCACACCCCAAAGACCUGAGCUAGAGAUCCUGUAAGAAAAAAAAAAGGAAAAACAUGAGGCCUGCAGAUACCUGUUGCCUCUUUGGAUUUCUGCAGUUUUAAAUCUCUGAAUUAUAAUCCUUUCUUCAAAUUGUAAUUCAUUUCCCAAUUGGCUUCUUCCAGUUGGCCUUCUCGGUUCUACUUGAUCUUCUCCACCAUUGGUGUUUCUGCCCCAUAUUUCCUCUGAGUUGAUAUUGAGAGAGAACUGUUUUUAUAGUCAUGUGUUGUGGCAUACAAAAGUUCUUUUCCAUAGAAUCCAUAAUUUCAAUUGGCUUGUGAAAACAUCAUUCAUCUCUGCCAAGAUCCAGGUUUGAAUUGUUUCAAUAUUGUUCUCUACGCUUGCAUAGGAACAUCUUCCAUUUGUUUAUAGCAAAGUCCACAUUGCCAGCUCGCUCAUCUGCUAGGCUACAUCUGUUUCUUUGCUUCUUAGCCCUCUUUAAGGGAAAUCAUUCUCAUAAAAACACAUAUGUAACUCCUGGUUUCCAUGAAGUCACUAAGGCUUGUAUUAUUUCUUAUCAAAGUUGUUACAUUCUGUUCUGCAAAGUUCAGAAACAAAUUUUCAGUCCAACUGGGUUGAAAAUGCAACUUUAACUUUCAAAACGAUAUAAUAGAAUACAGAGAUGAGAUGCAUGUUCUUAAAAGCAUUAUAAGUAAUGCUUGAACAUAAAUUUAUCUAACAAACAUGUACUUACAAGGUUGCCAAAUACACAAGUUGUGCUCUAGUGUUUCUGCUUACUAGGGCUGCCAACUGACUAAUACAAUGUUUAAAGAUACAAGAUGUAUUUUAAUUGCGACAAUCUAGCCAACAAAAUGUGCUUGGUCUCCUGAUUUCCAGCAUCAAAGUUGUGCCGUGGGCCAAGUUCCACUCUCAUCACAUCCACUGGCUGCCCUGAUUGUUUUAGAUUCAAUAUUGCCCCUAGGGGCUCUGGAAAAGACCAUCUAGUUUCCCUUCCAGUCAUUUGGCAGCCUCUUUUGCCUUCACCCAUGUUAGCCUAUGGACAAUACAUCAGAUCAACUGAGGAAGGUGUAGGGGAGAAUGAACUAGGCCUCAUUCAACGCACAGGGAGUCCAAUCUCCUGUCCCACAAGACCGAGUAUAUUCUGGGAACUCAGAACAGGAGGAUUUUUUGAGGUCCUGCCCAAUAGUUUUGGGUGAGUAGGAUGUUUAGUUUUGUUUUUGCAUUUUUCAUUUGGAUUCAGUAUUUUUGCCAACUGAGCCUUCCUUCCUGCCUAAAGUGAACUCCUCAUUUCACUGUUUGCAGGAAAAAUUGCUCUCUUCCUUUUACCUAAACUCUCUCAUUAGAGUGGCCAGGGCAUUAACCAGAUGUUUGAAGGGCUCUCACAAUAUAUCUCUAAAUAACUUAGCUAAUUCAGAAAUCUGACUUUCUGUUCAUCUUUCAUUCCAUAACUUUGGGUAAAAAGAUGUCCUUCUCUACGUGGUCUAGAAUCUAGAUGGUUCAGUGCCUGCAUCACUACAGCAUAUGAGGCUUAGUAUCUCCCUUCACCCCUUAAUGUUACUGCUCUUUUUACUAGGGCUGCAGCUACCUCUGCUGCCUAUUCAAAUAAUGCCUCUUCAUUGGAAAUGUGCAAGGUCGUUAUAUGGGCUACUCCAACCACUUUUACCAAGCAUAAAAUGGACAAUGCUUUAGCCGAGGCAAUGUUUGGGGGAAAGGUGCUUUAAAAGGUUAUUCCUGCUUCCUAGUUUUCAUGGGUAGAUGAGUGUUUCCCGUCCUCAAGGGCUGAGCUUUGGCACAUCCCAUGGUGGCACUGGAGAACUCCUAGACAUUAUCCAGAGAAUGGAUCAUUGGAUAUUUGCUAUGAACGCUCCUUCUAAAAUAACUUUGGGAAGACUCCAGGCCCACCUUGGAUCUGCCUCUGUUGGCAGCCUUUACUUGCCUCUUUAAAUCUGGUCCUGGAUAUUUUCUCUGGUUCUUGGACCUCUGGUUUGUGUCAUGCCGUAUAGAGGGAACUGAUGGUUCUCUGACAUCUCUUCCUUCUCUGUGUUACAGUUUGCAAUCUUGCCAUAGUGUCCUAUAUGCUGUCAUUUUUUAAAAAUGUUUUCCAGUGUGCUUUUCUUUUGCUAGAUAAUUCUGCUUUAACUAUUUGUGCUUAAAAUUUGGGUUCCUUCUUUGAAAAUGGCAUACUGAAAUAACGUUGACCAUUGUUGUAGUUCUAUCACUCAUAAAAGUUGUUAGUAACAUAAUUAGGGAUUUUUUUGUCCCUUGCUUGCAUCAUUUAGCAGUCCCUGCUGGAUUUUGGGUCCUAAUUUGACAAUGUGGAUGAAGACUUUUGAUGCAAGGGAAGAAAACAAGACUGAGUUUCUAUUUUACUUGAUACCAAAUACAUUUAAAUUAUUAUUUUUUAAACCCAUGAGCACAGUUAGUUUCUUCCUUUAAGAACUUGUAUAUAAAUACAUAGAAUAUGGGUAGUUAUAGCGUGAAAGGAACAGUGAAGAGUUUUCUUGGAGGCAUACCAGAUCCUGUUUUGCAGUUCAGCUGCCAGGCCUUGUCUUUGUGAUGACAGCUAGAAACGCCAAAUCAUCAAGUAGUCUUUGUAGUUCUCUAAAUGUGUAAAACAGCGUAGGUACCUAGAAUAGAAUAUUAGGGCAUUGCGUUAAGGGCUAAACUGCAUGUUCACAAGCAAACAUUUUCCACUUACUGUAAAAAUAGGGCUUUUUUUGGUAACCCAAAAAAUUCUUCAAUAGAUUUCUCCAAAGCUUACCUUUUCAGAGAGGUUCACAGCAGGUUUGGCUCCUCCUCCUCUUCUUCUUCUUCUUUAAAAACAUAGCUGCUGCCUUGUUUGUUAUCAUGUAGCUAGUCAGGUUUGGUUGUGCGACAAUAUUAGCAAGGGGAAAUGAAAAUAAUUGUGUGGCAGUGUCACUGUUUUACUUGGGAGAUUUUCUUUUUGCCAUAAUUGGUACCAGAGCAGCAGCCUUUGGGGGCUGUGAAGAGCCCGUUCUGUGAUGUCAUUGCUGCCUGAAAUUCAAGUGCCAAGGGAACAUCAUGUGCAUCGGGGCACCUGAAUGUGUGCCAGGGAGACUUCCCUCUAUACAAAUACUGUUGUUCCCAUUUCUGCAGUCUGAAAAAUUGCCAAAAGUGAGGUUGUAUUUCAUGGGGCAGAAGAAAAAAAGUGUCCUGUUUUUCUUCAGCCCUUGUUUUAUUCCAAUAAGCUUUUCGGUGUGAAAAUUAAUUUCUGUGUGGCUGUCUUUAGUUUUAUAAAACAAUAGUUACCCUUAGCAUUUUUGCAGCUCACAUCAAGGGUUCAGUGUGAUUAUGUACAUUUCGGUCAUUCCAAAAGGCUUGCAAUAUAGGUCAAUAUUAUUAUCCUCAUAUUGGAGAUAUAAGUCCCUAUGAAGUGGGGAGAGUUAGAUGAUGCAUAUGAAGUAUUAGUAUACUUUUUCAUUUAAAAUGCCUUUGAAUAGUUUUAUUUUAUUUUAUUGAUGGCUUGAUUUGAAUUUAUAUUCCGCCCUAUAACCAGAGGUCUCAGGGCGGUUCACAGAAUAAAAUCAAAUUAUAAAACCACAAAGACGUAAUUAAAAUAAAAACAACAAACCAAUAACCCCCCCACACACACAUAAAGCUCAAUAACUUCACAAUACUUCUUGAUAGGAGGCUUUGUAAAUGUUUUGUAAAUGAUUUAAUAGGUUAUCUUGUUGUAACUAUUAUAUAUUUCUUGUUCAGAUGCAGAGUUUACAAGGUGGCACAGAAGCCAUAGCCCAUUUGGAUCAACUUGAAUCUGAUUAUUAUGACCUGCAACUUCAGUUGUAUGAAGUACAGUUUGAAAUUUUGAAGUGUGAAGAACUGCUGCUGACAGCACAACUUGAAAGCAUCAAAAGACUUAUUUCAGGUGACAUACAUUCAUUUUACAUGUAUAUUAUUUAUAACAAUAUGCCAUAGGCAGCUGUAGUACAAGUUGGUUAUUGAGAUUAUCCUGUGGCUACAAAUUUCCCACUCCAGUUCUUAUGCAUAUUUACUUAGAAGUGAAUCUAACUGUAUUCAAUAGUGCUCACUUCCAGGUAAGUGUGCAAAGAACUGUGGCCUUAACUGUUUGGCUUUUGAUUUCUUUCUCCUUCUGGGGUAUCAAAGAUUGUCCCAGUUGGAGUCAAAAUGUUGGAUAAGUUGAAUUUAUUAUUGAGGGUGAUGAGAGAUGUAACUUCUGUGUUGAGUGGAGUUUGCCACACUUGGAGUCGGUUCGAGCACCACAAUCCUUAUAUCUGUUUGGGAGAAAAUACCUCUGUAGCCUUGGUCUCAGUCACCUCUAAUGUACCGUAUUUUUCGCUCUAUAAGACGCAACAGACCAUAAGACGCACCUAGUUUUUGGAGAAGGAAAACAAGAAAAAAAAUCUGAAUCCCAGAAGCCAGAACAGCAAGACGGAUCGCUGUGCAGCGAAAGCAGUGAUCCCUCUUGCUGUUCUGGCUUCUGGGAUAGCUGCGCAGCCUGCAUUCGCUCCAUAAGACGCACACACAUUUCCCCUUACUUUUUAGGAGGGAAAAAGUGAGUCUUAUAGAGCAAAAAAUACGGUAAUUUCCAUUAGUUGCUCCUGUUUCCUGCUCUGGUCACACUAUAGUUGGGAUUUUGUGUGGUAUUAGAUCAGGUUGGUGUGUGACUAUAACCCUCAAGCCCUUCUGGCUCUGUGACCCAUUCCAAUAUCAUUAAACAACUUAUUUCUACAUAAUUCUGUUUAUCACAACUGAAGGUUGAUCUAGAUUUUAUUGCAUUGUGUAGUUUGUGUGUGUGCAUGUUUAAAAUUAUUAAAAUUGUUAGUAUUUUCUAACAGAGAAAAGAGAUGAAGUAGUGUAUUAUGAUACCUAUGAAAGUAUGGAAGCCAUGCUCGAAAAAGAAGAUAUGGCAGCAUCUAUACACUUGCAAAGAGAAGAGCUACAGAAAUUGCAACAGAAAGUCCGCCAGCUAGAAGCAAGGCGUGGGCGCAUUUCUGCCAAGAAAGCCUACCUCAGAAAUAAAAAGGUAAAGCACUAAUUCAUUCACUACUCAGCAAAGAGUUCCUUGUCUAUUUGGCACAGGAACAUAGGAGGCUGCCUUAUAUCAGAUCAGACCAUUGGUCGUGUGCGCUUUCUUCUUAGUUGAUCAGUUCAUAUGGGGUGAGGUAGAGGGUUAAUGCAGGUAAAAAGGUAAUAGGUAAAGGAUCCCUGGAUGGUUAAGUCCAGUCAAAGGCAACUAUGGGGUGCGGCACUCAUCUCAAUUCAGGCCAAGGGAGCCGGUGUUUGUUCACAGACAGCUUUCUGGGUCAUUUGGCCAGCAUGACUAAACUGCUUCUGAUGCAACUGAACACCAUGAUGGAAGCCAGAGUGCACAGAAACGUUGUUUGCCUUCCCACUGCAGCUGUACCUAUUUAUCUGCUUGCAAUGGUGUGCUUUUGAACUGCUAGGUUGGCAGAAGCUUGGAGACAGGGCAAUGGGAACUCACCACCAUCAAAUGGAUUCGAACAGCCAACCUUCUGAUCAGCAGAUCCAAGAGGCUCAGUGGUUUAGACCACAGCACCACCCAUGUCCCUGCAUUCUUGUCAGGGACGUUUAAACCUCUUAGCUCACCCAAGCGCUGUAAUGACAGUAAUUUUUGUUUUGUUUUGGUAAUAAUGAAAGGUACAUUGCACAAAGGGAAGAGUCUUGUCAUUUCAGCCUACUGGUGAUGUGUGUGUUACAUAUUUUGGUGUUUUCCUUUGCUUUGUUGCAUAUAUAAAGUUAGCAUAGAGUAUCAAGAACAAACUAGACUAAACUCCUUGUCUCUAAUGUGGAGGAACCUAUUUCUUUUACAUGCAGCAAAGUGUUGUAGGGAAAAAAGGUAAUAAAGAUUUGGGGGCAGCAGAAGUUAAAUGGAUAAAACAUGAAAUUUAGAAUAGGAGGCGGAUGGGAAAGAAAAUACCUGGGAGUAGUAGAAGGGAAGGGAGGCCACUAGCAGCAGGAUGUGGGUGUGAAAAAUGGUAUUUCCAAACGUAGUAUUACUGGGAAGCAUAUUGAUUCACAACAUGCUACUUUCAAACAUUAGGGCUCAAAUUGUGGGGCUGUGGGUGGGAGUGGGGAAAGCCCUUACCAUGGUAAAGCCAUUUCCUGCAGCAUCUCUGGGGUGGCCAUUGCCUGCAGUUUAAAAUAAAUGUUUUAUUUUAAAAUAUGUUGAGAUGUACACAAAAUAAUGUUAGUUGUAACUACUUGCUUUCUUGCCGUAAGCUGCAUUAUAGAAGUGAUAUUAUUGUUCCCUGAAUUGACUGAGUUUUAGCUAAUAUAUUGCUGUUUUGAUCAGCUGUAAGCAAAGUCAUGGACAUAAUUUAACAGCCUUUUCUUCCAAAGAAACUAAUCAUUAGAUUUUAAAGUUAAGGGAGUAAAUUUUAGAUUUUCACACAUGGAUUGCCUUUUUAAUUUUUCACCCACUUUCCUCUGUAAGCUGUGUGCUGUGGAGAGAGGAGGGAUAUUUUGUUCAGCUUUUUUUUAGGGGGUGCACCAUCAAAGUGGUGAUUUGGUGUUACUAUGGGCAUGUAUCUUGUUCCUACAUGCAGCGAUCUCAGGUUCAUGUUCAUAGUGUGGAGACUAGAAAUUCCUUCAUAGGUGGUGUCUGUUUUGCUAUGGUUAGAGAUUUUGUGUGUGUGUGUAUUUGUGUAUCUAUUUGGAUAAUGUAAUUCUUUUCAUAGUACCUAUAUAACAGCUACUUAUGUGUAAUGUUACCUUCCUGACAAUGUCUUGAUAGCAGGUUGAUAUGGGAUCACUGUGGAAACAGUUUCCUGUUAUCCCAGUGCUACCACCUGCUGGCUAAGCACUGGUAGUCUUGGUUUAUUGUAUCAAGCAACUGUUGGUGUUAGGAAAGCUAGUUUUGAAAUAAAUUGGUAAUAGGAGAUAAAUGCUGAAAUUGUACACACUGUUUGGCAGAAUAUUUUAGUACUGAUUAAGGUUUUCCUGUAGGUAAACUAAAUCAGCACAGCAGCCAGUGGAUAUAUGUGUUCUGAAAUAAAUGCUGUAUUUGUCUUUGAAUUCAUAGUUAUGGGUGUUGCAAACUUCUUAAACUAUUAAGCAAACAGGCACAUACACACACACACACUGGAUUGUUUCUAUAAAUUCACUGACACCUUUAAGGCUGUCAAGCUGAGGCUACAGAUUCCACAAACACAGACCUACUUUACAAAAAGAUACAGAAAACUGCACAAGUUUCCAAAGCCACACAAUUGCCCAUUUGCUCCUAGUUGUGACUUUGCUGUGUUGAAAUCUCGUUUGCAACAAACUCCCUGAAAUGCAUAAGCUUGGAUAAGGUUUCACACUCUUUUCCAGGGCAUGAUUAAUUGUUAUUAUGUAUUCCCUUUACAAAAUCCUUUACGAAGCAUAUCUAGUUCCUUUCCUAUCCUGACUGUGGCUUUCUUUUAGUGUAGAUGUUGACUUUUGUGUCCAUCUACACCUUACCAGUGACUGCUUUUCCGGGUUUUUAAAAAACAAACAUACAGAAAAUACUUAAAGCAUAUUUUAAAAACAAACCUCACAUUUGUUGCUGUGUUUAGACUGAAAUUAUUUUGUGCUACAGUGGUGCCUCGCAAGACGAAAUUAAUCCGUUCCGCGAGUCUCUUCGUCUUGCGUUUUUUUCGUCUUGCGAAGCACGGCUAUUAGCGGCUUAGCGGCUAUUAACGGCUUAGCGGCUUUAAGAAAAAGGAAACAAACUUGCAAGAACUCGCAAGACGUUUCGUCUUGCGAAGCAAGCCCAUAGGGAAAUUCGUCUUGCGGAACGACUCAAAAAACGCAAAACCCUUUCGUCUAGCGAGUUUUUCGUCUUGCGAGGCAUUUGUCUUGCGGGGCACCACUGUACUCAUUUUAUACUUUCUUAGCUUGAUUACUGUUGAUCAUUUCAAUUGAACCAGACAGAGGGCCUUCUCGGUAGUGGCGCCCACCCUGUGGAAUGCCCUCCCUUCAGAUGUGAAGGAAAUAAGUAGCUAUCUUAUCUUUAAAAGACAUCUGGAGGCAGCCCUGUUUAGGGAAGUUUUUAAUAUUUAAUGCUGUAUUGUUUUUAACACUCGAUUGGAAGCUGCCCAGAAUGGCUGGGGAAACUCAGCCAGAUGGGUGGGGUAUAAAUAAUAAAUUAUUAUUAUUAUUAUUAUUAUUAUUAUUAUUAUUAAUUGUUAAUUAUAUCUUAUACAGUAUCUUGUGUAUUGAUAGGAGAUCUGCAUUGCAAAACAUCAUGAAAAAUUCUUGCAGCACUUUCAGAGUGAAGAAGAGUCACAGCAUACUGCACAGUUUGUGAGUUUUAUCUUGGUUAAUAUUAAAAUAAGCCUCCAGCUCAAGGUUUUCCCCCAACGUAAGCAAAUUUAAAUCCCCCCGCCUUGCUUUUGAAUGUUACUGUAUACUGAGCAAUAUACAAUAGGACAGUAAUAGGACAUUAACACUGCAAUCCUAUGCACAUCUCCUCAGAAGUAGGUCACUUUGAAUUCAGUGACACUUGGUCCAAGGUAAGUGGAUAAAGAACUGUAUCUUAAAUGACCAAGAACUGACAAGAAUAUUAUUUUAUUGGUUUCAUUUUUCAUGUUACUAACCACAAUUCUGUUUUUUUUAAAUUGCUAUAUUUUUUAUAAAGCUGCGCAAUAACAUUGUACUCUGGAAGCUCACAUAUAAAAUCAUUGUAAUAAGAUACAAUUAAAAUACAGCAUCAGAAAAAUAUCAGUUUGUAGCAUAAUUUAUCACCAUCGUCAUCUUAUGCUCUACAUUAGUUUAUCUGCACUAACUACUAUCUACAGAUUCCUAGGCAGCAUCACUAACAUAAAUUAGAAUCCCAAUUUCUUCUAAAGGCAUGAAGGAGUCUAAAUAUGCAGGUUAUGCCUCUUUCUAAGUCAUGAUGCAGCUGAGGGACGUUCACCUAUAAUUUUGGUAUCUGGUGGUAUCCUAGUUUGCAUCUAUGACUGGUCUGGUCCUGCUCUUGUUCCAAAGCAAUGAAUGCUGUAUUUGAUAAUUACUGCCAUUUUAAAAAUAAAAAUGGCUGCAACCCUACAGCUAGCUAGAAGCUAACUGACAGAUGUUAUGAAGUAUACAGUUUGCCUGUAAACUUGUAGUUUUCACAUGCAACCUUGACAAGCCAUUUCUGAUCUUUUGACAUUGAGACUGGAACAUGUCCCAUACCUGGAAGUUUAUGGAGUCAAAGAAUACCACAGGGUAUCAUUCAAAUAAUUUAUUACAAUAAAAGGGAAUCAGCAUGUUCAUUAAAAAGGGGUUGAUUGGAAUCAAUUAAUACAGACUGGGGCCAAGGGCCAGUUGCUUUAGAAGAGAUGGGGAAAUUGUCAAGAAGAAGGAGGCUGGUAUAUUGUUUUUGGAAGGCUUUGGGAAGGGGUUAGGGCAAGAAUUGGAAGAAAGCAAUUGGAUGACUUUGGGACAUGGUUUGAAAUAAGUUCCAUUUUUGUAAAGGAGCAGAAUUAUUAAGGAAGAAUAAAAGGGCUUGGCAAAGAGCAGAUCACUUCAAGAAAGCAGAAAUGCAGGUGGGGAGAAGGAGAAAGAAAGACAGAGAGAGAGAGAGAGAGAGAGAGAGAGAGAGAGAGAGCAGUAGGAUGUCUGGGGACAUGAAAAAGGGGAGGGGAGGGAUGGAAGGAUGGAGGGGAAGAGGGAGAGGGGAAGAAGGUAGAUGACUGGAGUCCUGUGGAGGGGGUGGGGAAGAACAUGGUCAGCUGAGGUACUUGCCAGGAGAGGUGAGAGAGAUUUAGAACCUGUCCUUAUUUUGCAAAGCUGGACUUUGAUGGGUGGUUGGUGUGGAGAUCUCUUCUGCACUGGAAUGAGAAGAGGCAGAGGGCAGAAGAGAGAAAAGAAAAGGAAAAGGAAAAGGAAAAGGGAAAGGAAAGGAAAGGAAAGGAAAGGAAAGGAAAGGAAAGGAAAGGAAAGGAAAAGAAAAAAGAAAAGAGAAAGCUGUCCACAAGAAGUGGUGUUGUGUGGAAGUAGUGACGUUUCUUCAGGGGGUUCCAAAGAUUUAUGGUUCCUAAGGCAAAAAGCAACUCUUUUUACACUAACAUUGAGCUACUGGUGAUUAAAAUGAAAACAAAGAUUAACAAUCCCAUUUUCCUGUCUCAUGUAUGAUGACUGGAUUAAGAGGUUUUGGUUUAAAACCACUAACAGAAGGAAGAAAAAAGUUAACUUUAACUGGGACUAAGCAGUAGUGGGUGAAAGUUAUUCCAUCCAAAUUCGUCCCUCCCAGCCUGGUGUUUCUAAUCCCCGACUUUCAUCUUUUUGUUUUCAUUCUUAGAAGAGGGAGCAGUUGCAAGCUGAAGAAGAAAGAAAAAGCUCAUGGGUUACUCAGGAACGACAGAUAACACUGGACAGACUUCGAACAUUUAAACAGGUAAAUGGAUGCUUCUACUGAUGCUUCGUAAGUUACACACACACACACACACAUAUACAUGAUUGCCGACCAAUAAUAGCACCUUUGAUGCAAGUACUUGUUCCAAAGAGCAUGCAUUAGCUAUGACUUCGUGUUGUUUGUAUAUGUGAUGGCAACCAUAUAUCAUUGCUAUAUAAUGUGUGAAACAAGCCUUCUUAAUUAUUAAACUAUAUUCAUAUUCACAAGAAAAUAGAAAAGAACAUAUCACAAGAAAAUAGAAAAGAAUUAUUAUUAGGAAAAAAUUGUGCUAUACUUCUCUGCAUAUUAAUUAAUUCCCAUGUUUGUUUCUCAGUUUACAAGUUAACCUGGCAAUUUUGAAAGGGUUGAAUCAUAAUUAUAUGUGAGCAGUUGAGGUUAGCAGUAAUAAGUCUCUUGGCCUGCAAUCCUAACCCCACUCACCUGGGAGUAAGUUCCAUUGAAUUCAGUAGGACUUCUGAGUUUACAGGGUUAAAAUGGUGCUUUUAGUCACCAUGCUUUUGAUGCUUGCCUAAUUUUUAACUCAUUUCCCCCCUCCUAAGCGGUAUCCUGGACAGGUAAUACUCAAAUCAACCAGACUUCGACUGGCCCAUGCAAGAAGAAAAAGUACGGCCAGUUCAACUUCAUGUGCUGAUCAUCGUCUGUCGCUACCUGUAACUACACAGACUGAUGUGGUGGGGCAAGAAAAAAGAAUACAACCUUUACAAAUCCAGGAGUCUAGAAAUUUAGGACCACUUGAAGAUACUUCACCUCCCUGUGGCGUUAUCUCUGAAUUUUCUCAAAUUCCUUCUCCUCCUGCUCUUCUCAGUAAUGAACUUCAGCCCAAUAUAGUUAAUGAGGCCCCAGUGCCGCCUCCUCUUCCACCACCGCCGCCGCCACCUCUGCCCACCAAGGAAGAGUCUACUCAGUGCUCUGAGAAGAGCAGUAGCCCUGUGAAACAACCCAGCAUUGAGAAGCCAGCACUACUGACCACCAUAGCACCAUCAGCUCAUUUCUUUGAUAGCAGCCAGUUGGUCAGUGCCAAGAAGAAACUAAAGAAAAUGGGCGAUAUGGAAGGCUUGCAGAGGAGAAGAGGUAACUUCAUUUCUCUUGAAUGUGAUUCAGGGAAAAGAAAAAGCAGUUUUUCUUACCUUGAGUAAUAAAAUUAAAGGAUCCCUACCCCCCAAGAGAGCAUGGCUUUGUGAUUUUUGAACAUGAUCUCCCCAAAUCAUGUUUGAAACUGGGGGGGGGGGGGUGUCUUUUAAUAUCAUUUUGUGAUGUUUCCCAGGGGAGGGGGUGUUGGUGGCAAAAGAAAAAAAAAGUUUUUACACCUGAAGUAGAUCUCUGGAUUCCAGCUGGUGGAAUUAAUGAAAACUCUUGAUAACUCUGUUGAUGGUUUUUAUCCAAAUUUUGAUUUCUGUUUUGUCAACAUUGAACAAUGGGAAAGGUGGCGUUGGUAUAUUUUAAUUAAUAAAUGAUGACAUUUUCAAUGCCUUGAGUACAGGGUGUUAGUCCACAGCUCAGAGUACUUAUUUUGUACAAGUACCGAAAGUUUUUUUGUUCGUUUUUUUAAACUUUUAAGAACAAGGUUCCACACCUCUGCCGGUAGGAAGUGGUGUAUCUUAGCAGAUCUGUGGUUUUUAAAUGAAAAGAAUAAACAUGAUACAGUGGAUCUUAAAAAUUAAAGGCACAGUCCAACCCAUUCCCUAGGUGGACAUGCAUGUGUGGGCAGGUAGACCAGGAGGUGUCCAGGUUUGGCCGUUGCCCCUGUACACAAGGGCAGUUGGGUAUGUAGAGGGAUUGUGUUGGCUCUCUAAGGAAUAGCAGCCUCCCUCAAUACCAGCUGCAUUGUCCUAACAUAGAAAGUUGAGCCAGAUACUUGCCGGACAUUUUGUGAGAACCAAAGACAACAGUGGGGGCUCAUCUCUUGAUGCAGUAGCUUCAUUUCAUUUCAUUGUUUUGAUCUUCUUUCUUACGGACUUGAUUAUUGUGAUCUGAGAAUAAUGUAAUUUCCCCCCCAGAAUUGUCAAAUCAAUGCAUUAGAAAUAUAUAGCAGGUUUUCUUUUUUACCUUCCAUGUAGGAAAUUCUCAUCAACUGGAUGUAGUAUUCAAAUGUGCUUUGAGGGUUGGGGGACCCAAUGGAGUGGAGGUGGAGCCGCAAGGAGGAGGAGAGGAAAAGGAGAUUUCAGACAUCCUUGGCUUUUGUGAAUGUCUUGUUGAAAUUUCAUAGCAUAAAAAAGAAAAGUUGCAAUGCUUACUGAACUCUACUUUUCUGCAGUGAGUUCCCCAAUGGAUGAGGUGUUGGCUUCCUUGAAACGUGGUAGCUUCCACCUGAGGAAAGUUGAGCAGAGAAAUCUCCCGCCUUUCCCUGAUGAAGACGACAGCAAUAACAUCUUGGCACAGAUAAGAAAAGGUGUGAAACUGAAGAAAGUGCAAAAGGACCUUAUGAGAGAAUCAUUCACAAUUCUACCUGAUGAUGACCCUUUGACACGCAGCAUCCAUGAAGCACUACGGCGAAUUAAGGAAGCAUCACCAGAGUCUGAAGAUGAAGAGGAGAACCUGCCUUGCACAGACUGGGAAAAUUAAGGAGUAAUGUUUCCUCUUUUGGUAUAUAUCUGGUUUCCUCAAAUAGUAGCAGCACCUAUAAUAGUAGAUGCUUGUUAGGAAUGUGCCUAAGUUCUCCUACAUUUACACAAGAGAAGUGCAUGUGUGGCUUAAGAUCCGCAGCCAUUGUAUAAGCUCAAAAUAUGCAGAUUAAUGUAUCUGGGUUUAUUUCUGCUUUUAGACUAAAACACAAAAAGGCUUUAUCCAAAAUAUUUAUUAGCAAUAAAUCAUUUUCAAUUUCAGGCAUUUUUUUGUAUAUUAAUAUUUCAGUGCAGAGCACUGCUGUGCAUAAAUAGAUUAAUUUUAUUUAUUUUUAUUUAUUAAAUUUCUGUACCACCCUUCACCUGAGCAACACAGGGCAGUUUACAAUAAAAAUAAAUAAAAUUAAUCAAUCAGUUUACAAUAUAAAAACACAAAAAUACAUAUACCAUAGUAACAAGAAAAAACAAUAUGCCCCACAGUUUAAAAGGCCAAAUAUUGUUUAAGUAGCCAAAGGCCUGGAAAAAGAGGAAUGUUUUAGCCUGGCACCUAAAGAUGAGCUUUUCACAAGCAGGGAGCCAUAGUAGAAAACGCCUGCUCUUGUGUUGCCACCCUCCUAAACUUUCACAGAGGAGACGAGGAUGUUAGUACAUUUAGGAAAUCCCAGAACUAUAUUCAUUAAGGUAGGAUUGAGGCGGGCGGGGGGGAGCAUAUGGGAAAAUAAAGUUGGAACUUCUCACAAGGUAUUUCUCUGAAGGAAACUUUCUUUGUCAGAAUGGGUAUACAGUGGUACCUCUGGAUACGAACGGGAUCCGUUCCGGAGCCCCGUUCACAUCCAGAAGCAAACGUAACUAGCGAUGGCACGUCUGCGCGCGUUGCUUUUCGCCGCUUCUGCGCAUGCGCGUGACUUCCAGGUUGCCGCGGAGCGCAACUCAAACACGCUCAACAUGAAGCAUAUUCAACCCGAGGUAUGACUGUAGUUUCCUUACUUCUGACUGACAGAUGCCUCUGCUGCUUCCAUUUUUACCAAAGUGUGUCUUAGCUAGUACUCCUAGAGUUAUAUGAUGUGGCCUCCUCUCUAGUCAUUGAUUUGGGAGGAGUUUUCCUAAUUCAGAGAUCUGUUGCCCAUUUUUUCUGGGUUGUUGAGCUGGCUGGCUAGGGGUGUUAUAUUCCACUGUUCUAAUUGGAGAGGAGAGAUGCACAUUAUAUUCCUCCCUAACUCUUCUAAAACAUCUAAAUUACAGUUUGAUGAUAUGGAAUUUUGGAAUAUAUUGAUGCUAGUGCUUAUUUGAACAAAACCUCUAGACAUAUUUUUUUUUAAGAAAAGCAAGAUCUUUUCCCAUUUAUAGCAUCUUUCUUAAAUGGUGAUACGUUUUCAGGAUGCUGGAAACUUGGAAAGGCAGUAUUUGCAUGCAAACCUUGACUGUUUGAAUCAACAGCAUGAACAAAGUGGAAAAGAUUGUGAUCAUGGAGAGGGUUAAGACUUAGUGAAAAAUUGUGUGAAAACCUUAAUCUGAUUUCUGGGUUGCAGGUGGAAACAUAUGUUGCAUUAGUGGAAUGUAAGAUUUGUCUCAUCACGGUUGUUACCAAUUUGACAGAGGUGACCCUACUGGAUUAAUGUGUGAAUUGGCAUGCCAAUAACUAAUUGCAAUAUAUUUAAUCAAAAUUAAGGUCACUUCCAAAGUCUGCAAGGCAAGUUUUCCCAUAAAGGGGAAAUCAAUUUAAAGGAUGAAAUUAUUAAUUUACUCUGUAAAUCAAUCUGCAGUGGAAAAAUCUCUAUAAAAAGUAAAGCAUACAUAAAUUAAAGCUACAAAUGUUCCACUCAUCCACAGAUCUUCACGUACAGUAGUUAGACCAGGCAUAGGCAAACUCAGCCCUCCAGAUGUUUUGGGACUACAACUCCCAUCAUCCCUGAGCACUGGUCCUGUUAGCUAGGGAUGAUGGGAGUUGUAGUCCCAAAACAUUUGGAGGGCCGAGUUUGCCUAUGCCUGAGUUAAACGAUGCUGCCUUACAGUGAGUCAGCUCAUGAGUCCCUCUAGCCCAGUACAGGUGACUUAGACUGGCAGCAACUCUUCUCAGGUUCUCAGAAAGGAGAUUCUCUGCCAGCCCUGGUAUAUAACUGGAGAUUACAUUAACUGGAGGUGCUGGGGGAUUGAAAAUGGAACUGUCGAUAAGCAAAGCAGGUACUGCUGUGGUAUCUGUGUUUUCAUAUGCACACCUGCAAAACAGUAUUGACAUUGAGUUUUUACCCUAGCACUCAUGUUGUGGGCAGAGGAGGAAAGGGUCCUCUUGAUUCAGUAUUCCAAGCAGGUGAUGUGGGGAGGGAAAGACUAAUCAUAUUAAUGAGCUGUUGGGAGAGCUAAGACUCUCCUUGUCUUCUAAUAAUUUUGUUUCUGUCGUAUCUUCAGCUAGAGCAGCCUGUCACAGAACGUGGCCUGCAGACUCAGAUGCCAAGGAGGAAUAGGUGCUUGAAAAGCACAUUUUGAUGCGGCCUCUAAAGGAAUAGAAUUUGAUUUAAAAAGCAACUUUACAGUUUGUCCUUCAGCUGUUUUUUGUUUGUUUAAACAGGUGGUGAGGAUUCCACAGAAUAAUGAUUUUCCUUUCACUUCUGAACAUCCAUAGUCAGCAGUUUGAUCACCACCUUCUGUCUGGGAAAGGCGUCAUCUGACAAACAAUUUGAUAUGUGCAGAAGAGCUUAAAAUGCAUUUUUUAAAAUUAUGGUACAAAAUUCUGAUGGGAUCAAAAACUACCUUAUUAGAUGUGUAUUUUGCAGAACACUGAGGAGAACGAACCAUUCAAGAUAUUUCUGGUUCUUCACUCACUUUUUACAGUCGUGUGAAACACUAAAUCAGCACCUAUUGCAGCAGAGCUUCUUCCCAACAUAAUUUACCAGGACAGGUAUGCAAUCUGACCUUUGGUUCACUGAAGACUUCACUGUUUAAUCAACAAAUUGCUACUUUCACAUCAGCUUCUAUCACAGCAACAGGAAUUCUCCUAAAGGUCUUUAUUUCUCACUACAUUUGUCAUGUAGGAAGUGGAUUUCAGAGAUAUAAUGCAUUUUAACUAUUCAUUGUACAAAAUACAAGUUAUUUUGAAAAUGGGAACAAAUGGCUCUACAGAAUAACAGGAAGCCCCCCUAAGAGUGGAAUACAUAUACUUAAGAAUGUAUUGUUUACAGCCUAGUACAUUUAAAAUGGCAUAUAGCAAAACCCUUUAGAAGGCCAUGUAUACUGUGUACAUCUUGUAUUUUUAAAUUAGAAUUUCCCAUGCUCGUAUAAAUAGAAACAUUUUAAUUGCAGGACUGAGUGAUAGAUAAUAAAGUUACAUAAAAUUUUAUUUAUAGAAGCAAUAUUUUGUAAUGAGAAUACUUAAAAUUAUUUUUGUCUAUUAGUUUGACUGUUCUUUGAUUACUCUAAGGAACCUUUAUUUAAAGAAAAUUCAAAACUGAAAUCCAAUUUUACUGUUAAGUUGUGGAAGUUAUAAUUUUUUUCCAGUUUUCAUUAUUCCUGUCAUUGUUAAAAUAUUUGAAUUAUGUAACAGCCUGCUUAUUUGAAAAACACUUCAUUUUUAACCCUGGUUGUAUAAUGGUCUAAAGGAGGCACAGCCUUUGGUACAGUGAAUAUCUAAAGCAACGUAAUCCCAAACAGCAUGACUAAUAGCUGCAGGCAGCUCAUUUUUAAUAACAGAGUACUGUACGGAAUAGUAUUUCUGCACCAGGGCUAAUCUUACCCUUAUUAAAAUGCUCUCUAAUGAAAAUUUCUGCUUGUAGGAGAAUCUUGUGCUUGACAAACUAUGAUCCCUUAUGAUAGGAAAUAUCCAUUUUAAAAUGAUUUACUAUAUUCACUGCCCUGUUGUAAGUAGAUGCAUAUUGGAUGGAAUGCAUUUAGUAAGCCCACUCACCUUUCAUAGGAAGAGGUUAAAUGUCUUGCUCUUUUUCCUUUUAAAAAUACUUGGGAGUACCCUGAAUACUUGACAAUUCAUGUAACACUCCAGCUCAACUCUUUGAAAUAUUUGGGUGUGCAAAAGUGACUACCUAGGUCAGUAAUAAUAAUGAGAAAUAUUUUAUCGGGAUACCUGCCAUUCUGUUUUUUUUUUUUUAAAAAGAAAGCUUAUUGCCUUAUAUAGUCUGAAAUGUUGUCCUUUCCCAAAGGUAAGCUUGAGAAUAGCAUGAGUUCAAUUAUUGUGAGAACGCCUUCUGUUGGGGAGACAAAGAACUGUAUUAGGAACUGAACAUUAAUUUUCUGAAAAACAAGACAACCCAUUUCCUUUCCAAGUUACUGCAUAUUAACCAAAAUCGCAUUAUGCACUGUGUGGUUACAGUCACAGGUAAUGCAAGAUUUGGUGGUGGCAAUAAUUAAAUAGCUUCAAAAUAUAACUGUUGACCUUUAGCAUAAACCAUAAUAUAUGUAGUUGGUGUGCCUUUGCCAUUUAGUCACCUCCAUUUAGUCACACUCCAAAUUUCCACUGUAUAAUAUAUUGUGUUUGAAAUUUUAGUUGUAGCCCAAAACACGAAAAUUAGGAUGAGAUGGAUCAUGUAAAGCUUUACACAAUCAGUUGCAGCAGGAGCUUUGAAUGACAGAUUUUGCUAGACAAUUCACAUAAUCAAGGAGACAUAACUUACUGAAAGUUGAGAGUAACACUCCUUACGCUAACACUCUUUUGCAACUAUAAAUUUUAAAUUCAUAUGGAAAGUUUAUAAAGCUCUCAAGAUGAUUGUGAAAUGUUCAGGCUAUAUAUAUAUGGAAUCUUUGCCUUGAAAGCUCUAGUUUGUUUUUGUUUUUUUAAAAAAACUAUUUCUGACAGUUUAAUUAAUGCAAAAAAAUAAAACUGGCUUUUGGCACUAUAAAAAUGGCUGUUUCAGAGGAACAUAUUUUAUACAUACUUGGCUGCUGUACAGUGGAACCUCGGGUUGCGAACGUGAUCCGUGUGGGAGGCACGUUCGCAACCCGUAGCGCCACGUCUGCACACGCGUGGGUUGUGGUUCUGCGCAUGCGUGAGCGCCGAAACCCAGAAGUAACCCAUUCUGGUACUUUGGGUUCGGCGCAGUGCGCAACCCGAAAACGCAUAACCUGAAGCGUCUGUAACCUGAGGUACCACUGUACUGUGGCUGAUCUCCUAUCCAGAAUUUUCCUUUAGACUGAAUAUAGUUUUUUUCCAUAAUCUGUUAGGAAGAAGAGAUUAAUCUGGGUGCCAGUAGUGCCUGGAUAGCAUUUUACACAAAUUUGUCAAGUUAGGACCUUGUCCAUCUUAUCUAUGUGCAAUUCCUUAUAAUUAUAUUCCCACAUGUUUUGCUUUUGCUUUUAAUUAAUAGUGAUUCCUAAUUUUAUUUCUUGAAGCCAUUGCAUACCGGCUGAGAACUCACAGUACUCUAGUCUAGUACAUUUAUUGCAGCAGACUUAGCAAAUAUAUGGGCAUUUAAGAAAAGUUAUUGAUGAAUGCUGCUUGAACUGGCAUUCACACCUAAAUCUAUGCAGCUGACAAGUAUGCAUGAAAAAAUGCAUUCCAGUAUUUUGUAUGCUGUAGACUGACUGCGGUACAUGGUUGUACUGCAGCCGUUGUUCUCAAUUUAUUGUCCACAAUGCAUUCUGUCAAGAAAUGUUGUGAUCUACCUGGAUGCCCCUGAACUGGUGGUAGACUAGCUCAAGGAACUAUAAAUGCCAGGAGGUGAUGAGUCGUUUGUUUGGCAGCAAGAGGGCCAAGGUGUUUUAUUUCCACUAGAAAAAUAAAUUAUGUUGAACAGACACAUUUAUUAAAGUGGUUUUAUAUUCUGCAGCAUGAUCCCAUAAGUCUUUAAUUUUAGUUGCUUGGUUUAUUUGUAUACUGACUAUAUUCUUUAGUAUAGAUAGUUUUGCUUCUUAUUUCAACCAUUUGCUUGUAAAGCUUUUCAGAGUAGAGCAGCUUAUAUUAUAAAAUUGGUAACCACAAAAACAAAUUAACAGCACUAAAUUAUGUCUUGCUGGUGCAUUCCAAGUUUUUGCUUUUGAGUUGUGUUUCAUGUGGACACUGUCUUCAGAGAAUCAUGUGCAUUUUUGUCACAGUCUAGUGAAAAGGGGGGAACUUUCACUCAAAGUCAAUGUUCUCUUUUUAUUUGCACUGACUUUAAAGAGCGAACUGUAAAACUAUUUGGAUUUAUGAGCAUUCUUUUAUUUUUGCUGUAAUGCUUUUGUAAUUUGGUUACCUGUGUUACUCAUAACGAACCCAGAAGCAUGAAACAAGAUAUAUCUAGUGUUGGUGAACUGUUAACAAGCAAAUAAGCUUAUUGAAAAGAAGGCAUAAGAGAUGCUUGUUGCAAGACAUGUAAGCACCUUAUUGAGAGGAUGUGGAAUUUUAAAAUGCUACUAGAGUAGUUGUGUGCUAUCAAUAUUGACCCUAAUCUAUUAGCAAUCUAUUCAUGGAAGCAGAUGGCAGCACCAACCACCAUGAAAGGGGACAUCCAGAUUCAAUAUGGUGUCCUGCUCUUCUGACUGCUUUGAUCAUGCCUUAGGCAGGCUGAUGCUCUGUGGUGAAGCAGCAGCCACACAGCCUUUUGCUGCACUCUCAUUUCCCUGGAUUGGGGCCAAGUGUUCUUUAGUAGAGAAAAGCACAUUGUUUUGUUACUGUGUGUAAUGGUUUGAAAAACAAAGCACUAGCGGUUUUAUUCUAGAACUCAUUUUAAAGCCUCCAACAAAAAAUAAUGUAUAUUAAUUGCUACAUGAAAUCUUACGUAAUUAAAAUCUAAUUUGGGCCAUGGUGAACGUUCUAUUUUGCAAAGCUGUUUUCUAAUGUUUUGCACAACCUUUUCUGCUAUUUAAGAAAAUUUCCUGGUCAUUCCUAGCUUUGAGCAUAAAAAUCAACAGCAAGCAGAUAAACAUAAGAAGAGCCUGCUGGAUCAGGCCAAUGUCACAUCUUGCCCAUGAGAAGCAUGGAAGCAGGACCUGAGCACAGCAGCAGUCUACCCAUUCCUGGACCUGGAACAUGGUCAAUGUGGCUAGUAGCCUGUUAUACCUGGCCUUUAUUGGUCUAUGUACUCUCGAGACCUGGGCAUCAGAAUUUUAUUUAUUCUGUUUUCUAGUAUGGGUGUUCACACUAUCUGUGAUUAAGAGUCCAAUGCAGAAAAUACUUUCUUUAUGGCUUUAUUCCCAGGAGGAGCUGAAGAGUGGGCUGCAGAUAAGAAUGGUCCCUCCCCACCGUUAAUUGUAGGUAAAACAGAACCUCUGGUCACUCAGCUUGAACAUGUGAGGUCAAAAAGAGGGGGGCAGGGGUGUGCAUGGUGGGUUCACCCCCUCCAAUACCUUGCCAGGUUGAGUGGGGAGCUUCUAAGCCUGUUCAACAUGCCGAUAAGCAUCCUCACGGUUGAGAUUGGGCUCCUGGUUGCAGAGAGAUUUUGGGGCACUUUGAUACUUCCUUCAGGACUUGAUGCUAAACAUGCAAAUGGCUGAAGUGGAAGCAGGACUAGUAUAUGUGUCCCCAGCCUCCUACACAUCUUUUGCCCUCAUAUGUUUGGGCUGAAUAUCUGAAAAGGGUUAACUGAGCCACAAUCACUAGUGGCAUUCAUAAAUAAAUUCUAGCCAAUGGGAGAAAGCCUUUCGUAUGCCCCACCAUAAAAACAAUGUUUCUUUUUUUUAAAAAAAGCUGUCAGUAACAGCAAGGGACCAAGGGCCGGUUUGAAUGUAACACUAAGCCAUAGCUUAAUGUUACAGAAAUGAGCUGCAAACCUUGGGCUUACACUCCUGUAUAUUCACUGUCUAGUUUAAACAAAUCACUGUUUGUUGGUAGGUCUGAAGUAGUGGUUAGUUUUAAAGUAUGGUUUGUUGAAACAAACCAAGAUUAAACUCUUAAGCAGGCUUGUUCACGUGACACUGGCUAAACUGUGGUUUAGUAUUAUAUCUGAGCCAGGCACAAAGUGCCUUCUUUCCAAAUGUACCAGGCAUUAUAUUGAAUUUGGAAAUGGCAGCAGUGGCGUGGGUUGGAAGGGAAGCACCCUUCCCUGUAGGAAAAAAUGAUUGCAAGCCCAGCUAAGACAUCACUAAUCAAUCUCCUGCAAUGAGGGAGCAUGUCAACCUGACUUCACAUUGGGUAUAAUCCUGUAAGUCGUCUCAUUCCCUGAAUAGCCCCAAGCUUGUAUGAUUUGGCAUGCGGUGCUGUGAAAGGUACUUAGCUGGUAUGAGCAUGUAAUAGUUGGAUGAGUUGCACCUAGUAGAGUGGUGGCUAACCUGUGGCCCUCUAGGUGUUGCUGGAUCACAACUCCCAUCAACUCCAGUGAACAUGGACAAUUGUUAGGUAUGACAGGAGUUGUAGUCAAACUGUUUUCUCCACUCCAUUCUCCUAUUCCCCACUCCUCCUUUGGAAAUGUGAGUAUAUUACUUUCAGAGCUGAUUCAGAUAUGCAGACAGUUCUAUGGCAGAUUACAAGUGAGAAUGUUCUCUGCAGAUUGAAAGCUAGGAGAUAGGGAGGCCCCUAGACUAAUGUGUUUGUUCUUUAUAUGUGGGGAGUUUUAAAAAAAUCUUACAGGAAGCAAUCAUCCUCAUGUACUCAGAAAUCAUACAGUCUAGGAAUGACUAUCACAUGCGGUGUCUACAAACUUGAUGUAGAACUUCAACCUCAACAAGGCAGGAUAUUAGAACUAGGACCAGAUCUUGCAUGGUUCUUUUUAAAAGGUGAAAGCAUCCACAAGGUUCCCAUAUAGGAGUUGGACUGCGAUGCAUUUUUGUAACCCUUUCCCUGCUGCUCUAUUUUGCCCCCUGAAACUGUAUGUUUCCUCAGUGAAGUAAAUGACAAUUUCAAAGGGAGAGGAGAUUUAAAUAGGGGAAAUAAUAACUUAAGAAUGAGAUAAAAAGAAAGCAGCAUUAUGGCCCAAAUUAAUUCUCUCCCUCACUGAUUGCUUUUAACCCCCCCCUUUGUUUUUUUUAAAAAACAAACCUCAGGGGAGCCUGUCAUGGAUCUCCCACUACCACAUCUUAACUUUGGGUCUUUAGUCUUACAUUUGUAUGGCUACAGCCCACUUGCUGUUUGUCAUUUUAUGAGUUGCCAAGAGCAGAGCUGUGUUAAUAUAUUUGCUGAAAUGUAGAAGGCUGUUGAUUAUGUUGCAUGGAUAAAGCUUGUUAAACAUUAAUGGAACGCCUCAUUUUUGAACAGCUAAAAAAUUAAAAAGAAAACCAAUUCACCAUUCACUAACUUAGUGCAAAAAGAAUGAAAAUCGGUGUGCUGUGCUGCACUUCUUUAAAACAAUUGUAUUUAAUGGACAUUUGUAAAUGGACAUUGCAUUUCUGAAAUGCUCCAGCAAACUUGCAAUACCUUUAUAAUGCUCAGUGUUCCAAAGUAUUAAGCACGAAGUAUAAACGAAAAGAGCAUUGUUAGCAAUAUUUUGAAAACUAAAAGUUUUAACUGUUUGCCCUUUUGCUUUUUUUCCUUUAAGUGCAGCCUUCCUGCAACUUUAUUGUACUGCUUUGUACUUCAUGUUUUUUACUAUCAUGGCUUCGAAAUUCAAACCUAUACCCAAAGUCCUGAAUGACUUGUCUCGUGUACAUGCAAUGUAACAACAUACUUAAAAAUUUUGGUGCUUAAAAGUUGUUCCUUUUUUUCUUUAAUAAAGGAUAUUUAUUUGAACAC
Messenger RNA from Podarcis lilfordi (Lilford's wall lizard), 45295 nucleotides. The record is from the annotation of a GenBank genome assembly. Lineage: Eukaryota; Metazoa; Chordata; Lepidosauria; Squamata; Lacertidae.